GGUUCCACAAUUGGGGUGUGGGGCUAUUUGGGGGCAAGUAUGGGGAAAAAAUUCGAUUGCCGAUUAAUUUUAUCGAUUUUUAUCACACACACACACAGACACACACACACCGAUCGGUGCCUCCGCGUCUUAACUCACGUUACUCAUUUCCAGUCCGGUCUCAUCUGGGGACAUGCAGCUGCCUCAAUAAGAGAAGUAGCUCGAUUACAUAAUGUUUACUGUUGUUUAUUCUACCAUUACUGGCACGGCUAACAGUGUAGCAAGGCUAAUAGCAGGUGGCUAACUCUAACUUUAGCUUGCAUAUCACAUGGUGCUACACCGUUAACUCGGCGUGACCGGGACCAGCACAGAGGGGAACAUUGUGAAGUGGGUUGAACUGAAACUUGUUGACUUCACAAACUGGUUUAUUUACCGUUGAGGUGGACCACUCUCCUCUGUGCGUCACUGAGCUGUCUGCUUCAGAUCCGUCGCUCUGCUGUGCUGUGAGGUAGUUAGUGGAUGAAGAUUGUCAUGAGGUCGCUGCGCCAUCUACAGGAUAAGUCGGGGAACUUUUCAAAUGGCAGAACAUUUUCGAAGUGAAACCGAAUCUUAUUCUCCACAUUUUAUUUCUGAAAAUAUCGGUGAAUAUUGGCGAGUUUUGGCCGAUUGCUGAGUAGUCUCAAAAGGGGUAAAAUUGGCCCUAGUUGGGCCCUAGUAUGUAUAUCAUUAGGAAAGCAAAGACCCUGAAAUGAGGGUACAGAGGGGUGGGGGUGCUCCUCAUGUAUUGCUAAUCUUUUUCAUUUGAGCACAAGUAUCUUCUGUUUGUUCAGAAAAUAACACAAACAUAUUACAAAAGGAAAACAGCACAUGUGGAGGAGGUGAGCGAAAUUCUUUAGAUUUCACUGUGUGUAUGUUUUAAACAGACUUUCUUGAGACUCCAUUACCUCAAACAUACAGUUUGACAUAAAUCAGGUUGUCUUUGUUUUGCAGGAUGAAAAAACAGUAAGCACAAACCUCAUUUUGUUGCAACUCUACCAGAUGAGAAAUGCUUGACUGCAGGGCAUUGUCAUUUACCAGAACCUGCUAUUUUGUGCAAAAGUAUGUCAGCAUGAUUUGUGCUCUCUACUGAUACUUGUGGAAGUCUGUUUUUGUCCCAAAUUACUGGAAAAAUCUCUUAUGUCAGCCCACGACUUUUUAUCUAAAUGAAAGUAGAACAAACAAGAGUGCUUCAUGUGGGCAACACAUGCCAUUGUUUGCUGGGUAUUCUGCAGGUUUGGGGGAAGCUGGUGGAGAGCGGGUUUGUGUGUUUGUGUGUGUGUGUGUGUGUGUUGGCAGGGUUAGCUGUCUAACUCAAUCCGUCCAAGCUCAUGUUUCCCUGUCGGGGUAAACGUAAGCCAGCAGUCAGAUAUGUCACACAUUAAAUGCCAGUUUCAGGGAACAAAGUCACUUCUCUGUUUUUUUUUUUUGUCUACAUUUCUAAUGUCGAGCUGAAGGGAAGAAGUCGCAGAAACACCGUGGAGGUGAGAAGGAAACAAAGAAGGAUACUGACGAGGGACGCACCAUUAUAGAGCAGGGGAAGACUCCACUAAAAAUGCUGAUGUGCUGUGUGUGUGUUUGUGUAUGUGUGUGUGAGUCUGUGCGUGUGCGCAUGUGACAAGGAGGUAACACAUGGUGAUGCUGUUCCUCUCGAGGAGACAGAGAACUGUCACAAUCUGCACCUUAAGCACUCUCUCUCUCUCUCUCUCUCUCUCUCUCUCUCUCUCUCUCUCUCUCUCUCUCUCUCUCUCUCUCUCUCUCUCUCUCUCCCUCUUGCACUGUCUCUCUGUUUCAGGAGGGCAUUCAAAAUGAUUGAGUUUUUUUUAGGCAGGGAGGGGGGGGACGUUACUGUGAAAUAACAAAAUUGUAGCCUCUCUGUGCAGUGAUUUUGUCAAGUGGCUGUUGCCCGUCUGUCUCCCACAUUUUCUCAGUCAAGCUAGUUCUCACACAUCACAGCCUCUGCCCCCCAAAACUCCCCUCCUCCCUCUCUCUCUACCUUCUGUCUCCCUCGCUCUCUUUCCCUCUCUCUCUUUCUCUCUCUCUCUCUCUCAUGAAUGUCACCUCUACUGAUGGUGGCUGCUGGAAUUCACGCACACAUACUCUCACAACCACUCGCUGACUUUGGAUGGGAGGAGGAGGAGGAGGAGGAGGAGGAGGGAGAGGAGCAGGAGGAGGGAGGGGGGGUUUGGUGAGGACUGUGGGAAAGGAGCGUGCCACCAUCGGAGGCAGAAGAGGAAUCUCUGUCUGUCUGUGUCCAUGUCUCUGCUCUGUUCCCGAGAUCAUCAUUCCCACAAAGAUUGCCUGCGACCCGCCUGCUGUUCCACCUCUGGAUUUAAGUCUGCUGGAUUACCGCUCCGACUCUCGGCUCAUUAUUCCAGGCUGCCACAUUUAAAUGGGAGGCAAAGUUGGACCACCGUGGACUGCAAAAAUGGUGACAAACAGUUUGAUUUCUCUGGCGAAUUUAGGAGCUUCUUAGCAUUCAAAAUGAUUUCACUUUUCUUUGACAGAAGUGUUUUUAUAUGUAAAAUAAUUUAAGAUCACUCUCUUUGGUAUUGCCUAUUUAAAGUAGGAUAGUUAUUGCAGAAUAAGGUUUGAACUUGGAUAUAAAGGCGCAUCAGGGUUUGAAAGAUGAGUGGAGAAGAGGGGUAGAAAAACGCUUCCAUCUACAGUUUAUUUUUUUUUUUUAUUUCAGUCUAACCUUGGCUUUUCUGUUUUUCUCAGAGCCAAAAAUGUGACUGUUGCACUUUUUUUGUGUCAGAUUUUUAUUUUCGAUCAGAGAGGAGGUUUUUAUAUCAGACUGCAGGUGAACUUGCAUCUCUGUGCUCUCUAAGGGAACCCUCAAACUUAACUCUUGCCUGUUAACCCAUUUAGACGCCCAGAACUCCCCUGUGGGGGCUUCUCUAAAACCUCUGUCCUACUCUAGUUUUUUUUUUUUGAGAGGAAGCAAAAGCCAAAUCAGCCAAAAAAGGGGAGACUAGGAAAGGAAGAUAACCCCCCUCCCAAAGGUGAGAGGGGGGGAAGAUGGCAGCUCUCGCCAGCUCUCUCAUCAGACAGAAGCGGGCGGUCAAGGACGACCAAGCCAACCGACCGGUAACCAACAAGCGCAAGCCCUGUCCUAAGAGCAACAAGUCCCUGUGCCAGAAACAGAUCCUGGUCCUGAUCUCCAAAGUACGACUAUGCGGCGGUCGAAAAGGUCGAAACGAGAAAAGACCAGGUGAGCUGCAGCUAUUGUGUCCAUCUUUCAUUGCUUGUUGGGAUAAUCUGAAGGCUAAAAAAAAAACCAUUUGGUGUAUUUUCAAGAAAUGAUCUGUAUAAUGAGUUCAUUAAGUGAACUAGCUAUCACACUGUCAAGUUUCCUGGUUGAAUUAUUCGGUUUUGGUGUUGAUUAAAUGUCUAUGUCUCUAGUUGUACAGCUUUACUUACUUUUCUUAAUUCUAUCCAUUAAUCUCUUGUAAAUUUGUCUUCAAAUUAUGAAAUUAUUUCCCAUCAGAGACAAAGAAACACCUGAACCCACCAAGAGUUUUAAGUCAAACUAAUGUAUAAUCAUAGUUAAAAAGUAACCAACUCAAUUUUGCAGUCAUAUAACAUUUCAUGAGAGAUUAUUGUAGUGUCUUACAAGCAGUUUUUUUCAUUCUUAAAAAAUUCUUUAACAAAUUGACCGGUGGGAAAUGCGUCUCUUAGCUCUGUAAGUAAACAUCUAACAGGUUAUCAAAUAAAUACAAAAUAGAUGAGAUUAUUGUUUAUAUACAUAAUAGAGCUUUUGUGUUCCCAGAUAUAUGACUAUGCAGGGACAAUAGCAUACAAUGCAAUCCUCUAAUAUGGCACUCAGUGGUUUCUUGCACUUCUGCAGAUUGUGGAAUUUAGUAAAGUCACAGACAUGUAAACUACAUCCCUAUUUUUACGUCAAAGAAGAAAAGUCUACUGCAAAAAAAGAAGAUUGACCUACACAAGUUUACAAAAGUCAAAAUAUUGCUAAUCCAAAAUCAACAGAAAUCAGUCACAGAAAAUGAUAAUCUAACUGCUGUUUGACUGAAUCAUUAACUACUUUGUUUGACUGUAGAGCUGAUUAGGUCCAAAUAACAACAAAAUGUCGGUAAUUACAAUGUAAAUGACCCAAACAAUCCAUGAGCUGAUUUCUGUGGACUGGCCUCCAGAUCAGCUUCAAUUAUGAAAACAUUUUGGCAACAACAUCUGCAACAAAAACAAAUCAGAGUGAAAUAUUUUCCUGUGCUGUGUAACUGUGUCAGGUUCUGUUAAGUUCUCUCUCUCUCUCUUUGAAAGCAGGACUUUAACAUGAGGCUCUGAAUGUAGAAAUGUCUGAUGUGUUGCCAACACUUCCUUUCUCUUUCACAAAUAUGUGCAACUGGUCGGUAAAAAGAAAUCAUUGCACAAGAAAUAUUUGAAAUAGACCAAAUAUUUGGAAUAGAUAUUGUUCCUGCAGAUGAAGUGUGUUUUCACAUGUCUGCAACGUUCAGAAUGAUCAAUAAAUGAUGCAAUACUCUUUUUUUGGCACUAAUGGAGGCAUCCACUAAACUGUUUAUUAUGCAGAGCCCACACGCAUUUUUAAAAUGUAUUUUUCCAGAUGUGAUAAUAUGAUAUUUUGCAAUUUUUUCAGUAUCUACACAACAUUUGGCCCAGCUGUUAAGACUCCUAAAUUAUUUACUUCUUAACUAAGAAAUGUUUUGCUUUAUUCAUAGACACAUUUAUUUAAGUGUAGUACAGCUAGGUUAAAUUAUGCAUAUUACAGAAACGUCUCUGAACCAACAGCCAUCACAAAGAAGUCACAUGCUCGAACAGCUGAUGGUAGAAGAAACUGAUCUAAAGAGUGCGCCUAAGCAGGCUGAACGUGAGAGAGAUGUUCGAUGAGUGGAGCUUUGUGCCUGAUGAAGACUUUCAUUUCAUUCUGCACCACUCCGCUCACACGUCUGCUGUGCUUCAAACAGCAUUGUAAUUCACAAACUUUGAAGUGCACAGUCCAGAUGACUGAUGUGCUCUACAUGAGGCACUGCACUGUGUUUGUUGGGAACGUUGCUGCGAUCCAAAUCAUCUGAAAUGUUUCUGGGGAUGAAAUAGGUUUUUGCUUCAAUUGUUAAAAAUCUUUCUGUCUUAAAGGGGUGUAGUGCAGCUGGCAGCUUUCCUGGCUGUUACGUCUAUUUAAGAAGUAUUGAAAUCACUCAACAGUGUUACUAAAAAAAACAAACCCCUUCAAUUUCAGAUUAAAGGGAUGUAGCACAACGACGGCUCUCUGUAGAGAAACUAAAUUACUUCUUAGGCACUUUAGAGUUUCAAUCAUUAUUUUGGAUUUGUUCUGUGUCGCCUGGACAAUCCCUGCUUUGAUUACAGUGGCUGAAAAUGUUUACAUAAUAAUACCAGAUGUUGUUGUGUUGCACUGUUGAAGGGGUAGAAACUGGAUGGAAAUGCUCCAAACUCACAUGUUGUUACAGUUAAGGGGGUAUCAUCAGUCUUUGUGUUUCCUUUCGGUUGGUCUGUUAAUUGUUCAGGUUGGUCUUCCAUUUUGGGUUCUGCUGUUGUUGUUCAUGCUCUUAAAAUGCCCUUAUGGAUCACAUUGAAAUACAAUUCUUGCAGAAAGUAACAAUCCACCAUCUUUUGAUGAUAAAGGAUGGAAACAGUCUGGUGCAGACAGUCUCUGAAGAUUAUUGUUUCCCUCUGAAUUUGUUCUGAAGAGUGCCAGGAUAUCAUCAAAUUCAGGUUGGUUUAAACAAAAGAAUAAAUAGGCCUUUCUUUCAAAGAGAUCAACUCUCAUUAGAGAGCUCUGAAUUCCUUGAACUCUUGUUGUAAAUCCAAAUCUUUCUGGUUUCUUUUUUGGUUCUCUUAAUGAUGUACAGCAGUAUAUGACGUAGGAAUGUACGCCCCAUGUGCAGAGGGCUAUGUCUCCAAACUGAGAGACCUGGGUUCAAUUCCUACCUGUGGUCCUCUGCUGAAUGCCGUACCUCACUCUUUCUCUCUAUGUUCCUGUCAUGUCUCUAAAAAAAGGCACAAAAACCUUCAAAUUAACUUUAAAGAAGGUAAAAAAAUCCAACAUGGGAACCUACUGAGUUUUUGGUAUUCCUUGACUUCUAGGUUUCGGCAUCUUUCUGAAGCUUCUUGGCAAUCCAUCCAAAAUUUUCCAAAUAGAAAAUGAAAAAGUCUAAGCUGUUUGGUACUAGCAGAACAGACACCAAAGUCAAGAAGAUAGAUCCUUUUUAGAUCAGGUGUGCAUGUACAAAAUCAUCCAAUCAUCCAAAAGUUAGUAAGUCAUCAAUAAACAGUUGUAGGGACCAUCUGAUUGACAACGCCAUAUGUCUUAUAUUCUGCAAUAGCUGCACUGAGACAUUUAUCUGUAUCUUAUAGCAGCUUUGUAACAUCGAUUUAAUUCUGUCAAGCGAGUGCACCUACUCAUAAAUUCAGAGAAGAGGAUUUUUGUUUGGCAGAAAAAGUCACGCUGAAAAAAAAAAAAAAAAAACAUUUUCAUGGUCAUACCUGAAAAUGUCAGCAAUGUGGGUUUAGUACACCAGCUGUGAGAAAGAUCAACAAUAUGCUGUUUGUAAGCUUGUUUUAGUGACCAGCAACUAUUUCAAUGCUCUAAAAGAGUAUCACCAAAUUAAAAAAUCCAGAUCAGGAUCAAAUUCUUUGAUAUUUUGAACAUUUUUCACAACCAGUGCAUCUCCACACACUGCUGUACCAAAAGUGCUAGGUGCUAAGUGACUGGGUUAAUUAGCAAGUAUAGUGUGCUGCAACUGACAUUUCACAUAAUCACUAAUGAUUUGCACUGUGUGAGCGCAACACACAAUGUUACUUUUGACUUGUUUUGAGUCAUCCACGAGCGCAUCAAAUCUUGUCGGACCCUCUUCCAUCAAAGUGAAGGGUAACGGUUAAGCUUAAAAACGGUCGAUAUAGCGGGUAGUGCGGGUUACGAAACGGAAUGUAACAGCGUAGGGAAAAUUCUAGGGGAAAUGCUGCUGGUAUUUAAAAAAGUUUGGUCUCCGAAGCUUUCAAAGCUGACAGUGAAUAAUAUUUUUACACCUCCAUUUGAAAUAAGGGCUUACAGUAAUACAUGGCCAGGAAAUGUGGAUGCUUUUACUGAUUACUGUUAGCUGUUGGGCAUUUGUCCAGUACUUCCUGAGUGAAUACAAAGAUGUCAACCCCUCAGCUUCAACCUUUGUGGUGUCUGGCCUUUGGAGGACUGUUCUGGGCAAAUAUCAAACAAGUACUAACAAAGUCUGCCCUCAUUUGCCAAGUGUGGGAGUGGAGAGUUCACCAACCUCACUUUGGUCCAAACACUCCAGUCAGCAAACACACCAAACAGAGUCUGAUUUUCAGGGGGGAAAAAAAAACCAAACAACUUCUAGUAUCUCUAAGAUCAGCGGCUUGAUUAAGAAGCCUUUGGCACAGCCUGUUAAACUUGGAUAACUUAUUGUCUGCCAACCUUUUGCUCCUCUCCAACCCAACACUUGUGCUUCAAGAAACCCUCACAUUGAUGAUCAUAGCUGUGAAACUCAAGGUUAGUUAUGUCAUCCUGGCUCUAUUCAUGUCAUAUUUCUCCAAUACAGACGAAUAUUUCCACAUACAUGAAGGGGAAGCAACAGAGACAUGCCACAGUAUUCAAUAUCGCUGUACUUAUGUAGUUUUGGUCUGAGGAGAGAAGAAUCUGCUUUAUUUAAGCCACUGACCUUUCUUUAGUACCGUAUUAAAAAGAGGAUUUUAACCAGACAUAGACUUUCUUUAGACUUAACUUUCCCAAGUCUGCGGGCUUUAAAAAAGGCUUAUUAAGAUAAGAGAUUAAGCUUCUACAUUUAUGCAACACAAGUACAAAUCUACAAGUGCUCAUAAUAGUUUGCUGUUUGAAAAAAGUUACUGCCUCGACACCAAGAAAUAUUUAGACACUUUCUGUUCAGUGCAGAGCCAUCCUGAGAUUCUCUGGAUUUUCUACGAGCUAGGAGAGUUUAUUCUGAGCUGUCAUAUUAGCAUCAUACCAGCACAAAUCAUCUAUAUUUACUGCUGCAAUAAAAAGCUGGCUACUGUGAUGAUGGAGGCGGACAUAAACCCCGCUUCUUAAUAUACAUGAGGUUGACACAAAGCUCAAACUUGAUGAGAUCCAUGACAAAUCACAGUCUGAUUUUACCUGCCUCUCCCCUCUUCAUCAUCAUCAUCGUCCUCCUCUGAGUGUCUAGAGGAGGAUGCUGAGUCCCUAACUCUGUGACCUCUUCACAUGCUGGCCUGACCAAUACAAAAAAAAGGCUUUACUGUUAGUGAUCUGUACUGCUGCCUUCCUUUAAGAUCAAUUCUGUUCAUUAAUGUAUGGCAAAUAAUCAAUAAUCAGCUCUUAGUUGGUUCAAGGUGGAAUCUGACUUGAAAGAGGAGGGGGAUAUUGAGCUGCUGGCCUCUAUGUGUCACCUAGUACCCUUCCUCUAAGUUGUUUCUAAUCACUGUAAAAUCUUUGUUCAACACAAUACGAGUGUAUGAGCCAUUUUAUCUGUAUUAUUUUUGGGGUUUUGUUUUGUUACUCGCACCAUCACCAUAAGGGGCACUUCAGGUGAAUGGGCAGGUAAAUGCUACAAAGGGACACAGGUGAAGCAGUGAUCUGGGGAACGGGAAGCGCACACGGUUUUUACUGCUAAUCUCUGACACCACUCUCACCUUCAUCACGCACAUCACCAUCAUAGUAAGUUGGGCGUAUCUGUCUUUUUGUUUGUUUGUUUGUCAUUAAAUCAAUAAAUGGCAAAAGGAUAACUCAGCAACAACCUUGGAUUGGACAUUGGAUUCUACGAGAAGCGCGACAAAAACACCUCACUCUCACACCAAGACGGUGACUAAAAUUCAACUCAGCAUAGUCACUACACGUUAAACUUUGUAGAAUAGAAAAAAGCAGCUGAAGCCAAUACAUAAUGAUUAUCUUCAUGAUUUAUCAAUUUAUCAAAUAUUUUCAGGACAACAUUUUCCUUGGUAAGUCAUAAAUGCUCUAGACUUCUGAUUAAACAUUGAGAAGAAUUAGCAAAUCAUUGGCAAUUUUUGUCAUUAAUUGAUUCAUCAACGUCCAAAACUUUUGAUCAUUCAGUUAUUGUCAACGCCUUUCCAAAAUUUCUUAAUAAAAGAAACCAAAAAACAGCAAAUUCAUGCCAAGUAUCUCAAUGAUUAAUCAAUAAUUGUCAUGAUUAACUGCUUAACCAUUAAGUCUGUAAAAUGUCGAAUAUAUUCAUAACGCCCUGUACAAUAUCCCAUGAAUUUGAGAGGCUGCAUUUUUUCUUGAAAAAUCACCAAAACUAAGGAGUUAUAAGUUGUUUUCUGAUAUCCUUUCUUGUGAUUGGCUUAGCAGACAGUCUAAUCCAAAAUCAGACAGGAAAUGUGAUCAGGGAAAUUAUCUUUCUCAAAUUUAUUUAGGGGAAGAGAAAUGCUCUGACAGUAGGAAUACAAUUAUGCUUAAAAAUAGCUACACUAUUAGCUGACACAUAGCAAACUGACGCAUGAACAUAUAGUGCAGACAUAGACAUCCUGUAGCAUUGAGCUUGUUGGUUGGCAUGAGGGUGCACUGUAGUAUGUUGUAGGAGUAAGCAUCAGAUGGGCCAGUCAACGGUUGGAGCACAAAUGUAGGCCCUGACCGGCGAGCAGCAGCCCAGGUUUGCAAGGAGAGAUCCAGCAGAGGAUAGCAUUAAGCUGACCCCAAGAGAUCAGGGCUGCAAACUCGCUUACUCAACAACACCUGAUCAGACGAUGCAGUGUUAGGUAGCUUCUCAUCAGAACUUUACUGACUGUGACAGGGGUCAGAGAGAGAGAGAAAGAGAGGGAGGAAGAGGAUGACAGUGAGGGCGAGUCUGCAGAGGUAAACACAGGUUUAGAGAGAAAAGUAAAGACGUCAGAGGAAAUUGUUUCAAAAGGUGGAGGUGGAUGGCAGAGACGGGGGUGGACACAGAUAAAGAGGUAAUCAAAAAUACAGGAAGAGAAGUAGGCAGAGAUAGCAGCGGAGAUUAAAGGGAAGGUGGGCGGGACUAGAAAGAGCUGUGAAUCAGGCUGUCAUAGAGGCAGCAUGUAGAGAGGAACAUGAGAUGGGACGCCAUGGGGCUGGAUAUUAACUGUCAAUGCAAAACAGCUUCCUACAGAUGCAAAGUUCUCCCAAGGUUUAAUAAUCUCAGUGGAAAGUAGGUUGUUUUUAAUUGAAAGCUGAGUAUUUGCCUUCCUUUUAAUGAAAGUCGCAGGUGUUUGAGUUAAAGCCUGGUAGGAGGGUGCUGCCUGAAGUAGCUAUAAAAUUCUCUUAUUAAUUAAUUCUCCUAUAAAUCCAUAAAAGGCAGAUAAAUACAGUAUAUAGUUCUGUAUAACACUCAUGAUCAGGGAUGUUUAAGAUUACCAGGUUAAAGAUUCUCAAGUCAGAGGCCCUGAACAUUUUUUCUCCAUUAGCAUCUUUGAGCAAUCAGUUCUUGUCAUUAGUUCACCACCCCACACCAAAGUUGAAUCAGUUGUACUUCUUUUACACAAAAAGGUUUCUUCAUUUUGUCCAGGCACUACCUUCUGGUUUAGAAGGGAGAAGGGUUCAGUAAAAAAAAGAAGACAGUGGCGUUAUAAUGUUGAUCAUCAUGAAUCCCUGAAACUGAAUAAAACUCUGAUGUUGUCCUUGAGUUUGUUGCCAAUCUCAGAACCUAUCAGCCGGUCUUCGAUGACAACAUAACCUCAGAGAGUGACAGCCAUCAUUUCAGGGUUUAUAGUGUAGUCAGCAGUUAGCCAUAAAAGGCUUUUAUCUCAUACUACCUUUUCUGUGUGCUGCUAUUCUUUAUGGUCUGUUGAAUUGAGAUUUGGUAUCUACAUGCAACUUCACUUGUAUGUUGUAGAUACCUGUUUGUAUAGUUUAUUAUUGCAUUGAUGAUGUUAAAAGGUCCCUGACUGAACACACUUUUAAAUCUCAGCUCAAAACUUUUAUUCCUUCACUUUUUACCCAGCAUGAGAGAUGUGUGGUCUCUGUGUGGACUUUGUUGUAUUACCUUUACGGUCUUGUUUUAUGUAUUUUUUGUAUUAUUUGUGGUAUGCUUUUAUUAUUGCAGCUUUUCAUCUUACUGUGCAUUGGAUUAAAGGGAUAUUAAUUUAAUUUAGGGUCAAACACACCGUAACACCGAGUUAGACACCCCCUCGAGAGAUGAAUGUUGCCAACUGCUUGCUUCUCCAGUUAUACCAACUUUGAUAACCACCAAACAUUAGCAAUACACAGCGGUCUCAGGAGCAACACACAAACCUCAACCAAAAAGCAACUCUAUAGCCACAAAUAAUGCUCCUAACUUUAUCAACAGUACAUAUAGGGUCCCAGCCGCAGCUCUUGCCACCAAACAUUUUUUUAACUUGCCUUAUUUUUUUAGCAAAGAGACUAAACACAACUCACCCACGCUCUUCCAGCAGCCGCUUGUUUGUAGCGAGACAUCAUUUCUUCAUGGAAAUGCAAUCAGACUGAGACGCUAAGGCAGAAGAACUACCGUGUCUGCAGUGCAAAAUGAUUAAUAUGGUGAUUAUUACUUUAAGGAAAUGAUACAGAAAUGAUCAUAAAUGUUCUUCCUUGAGCUGCGUCACCCCGCAGCAGUCUGUAAUGGACUGGUCAGAGCUCUCCGUACAAAAAAGCGGCUGCUGGAAGAGAGUAGGUGAGUUGUGUUUAGUCUCUUUGCUAAAGAAAAUUAGGCAAGUUAAAAAGAUGUUUGGUGGCUAGUGCUGUGGCUGGGACCCUAUAUGUACUGUUGAUUAAGUCAGGUGCUAUUCUGAGCAUUAUUUGUGACUAUAAAGUGGCUUUUUGGUUGAGGUUUAUUUAUGGCUCCUCAGACCUCUGUGUAUCGCUAUCCUGCGGUCGUUUCUAAAGAUGGUUUAACUAGAGAAACAAGCGGUCGGCAACAUUCGUCUCUAGAGGGGUUGUCUAACUUUGUGUUACGGUGUGUUUGACCCUAAAUUAAUUUUACGCCGGAAUAUCCCUUUAAGGCUAGACUGACCCAAGAGUUCAGAGCCCGAGCGGUGCACCCCACUGCAUGUUCGGUUUGGUUCAGCACGGUUUGGUAUGGUUUGAUAUGAUAAGCUCUGAUUUCACUUGCAUUCCCACAGGCAACUGUACCUUCAGCACUUCAGACAGGAAGUGUAUUGGAAGUGUGUUGGCCCCAUCGUAGCUUGAUUCUCAUUUUGGGCACACACCCUUGUAACAGAUCAAUUCAACGAUACUGCCAGCAUGAGUUGUGAGUCUCACAUGGGCCUCAAGCACGGAAAAAUCCAAAGAGUAGAAGGCUUGCCAAUUUUUUCUAGGAGCCAUGUGUAAAUCUCAGCCAGAAUAGAGAGAACAUUGAUCAGAUGAAGACCACAGUGGCUUUGAAUCAGCAAAAUUUCUGCCAUGAGCGUGUCAAUUACAGCAUGGGCACACCUCUGGAGGGCUUUUUAGAGUAAACGCACAAUCAGCGAAGAGACUGUCUUUGUUUUCACACAAUACCUUUAUCUUGAAGUUAUGUCAAGGAAAGUUAUUUAGUAAAACAAAUUUUCUUGAACCACCCUUUUUUCGUUUCCAAGCCUACAGUUAACUUUUGUUGGGGACAGAGGUUGUUAAUCAUGUCGGCUGCAGGAUAGCUGUUAGCUAUCAACUAAAACCAGGUUAGAGGAAAUAUUUCAUCUUUUGCAACCUCUCUCCCUUUUCAUCUAUCUCUGUGCCUCUCUCACUGCUCAGCAGGUGUCAUUUUUUAAGUUUCCUGAUAAGACCACAACAGUGUUAAAACACCUGCAAGCAUUCCAUGAUGUGAAAACAAAUGUAUACAAAGCAGAGUCAAAAUUUAUUUAGGUACAAAAUUUGAUCAAAUAACAUCUGGUUAGGAGAGAAAUAUUUCAGUACAAUCUCACCUCUCUUUUUGUGAACAGAUUGCAGUGUGUAUAGCUCUUCACUUUGCUACUCCAACAGAAAAAUAUUUAAAAAAAGUAGAACAGUAAGGAUCAAUUGUUUUGGCACUCUUCCCAGAUGUUGAUGGAGAAUGGAGAUACUAAGAAUUGUGUAUGGAACCAAAAUGGACCAGACUUCCCAAGAACCCCAAGAGUGUUCUUUUGCUGUGUUGGGAAGCACCCUAUUUUCCUGCAUACACAACUGGGCACAACAACCUGGACUACAAACAAAAACUAGGGCUGUAUUCAACUUAAGAAAUUCUUGGUCUCUGAAAACCCUGAAAUUUCUGACCAAAAAUUGACUAAUGGGGGAGGGUUCCUACUCUGACGGCAAACCCUUCUGCGGCGGGGGCUGACACGGCUCAGUGGAGCAUGGCUCGGCGGGGGGGAAAUAUACUGAUAUCAACACAAAAAGGCAACUAAACACAAAUAUUAUAUUCAGCAAACUACCAGACAUUAAUUAACGUUGACGCUCUUCAAUCUUCCUGUCUCCAGCCAGUCUCCAGUUGGUUGGGCGAAUCCAAAAUGGUGAAAACAGGCGGGGUGUUCUGAGACAGGCUGUUACCUCUGAAACAGUGUGCUCUCAAAACACCCACAUUAGCACUUGGUACGUUCCUCCUGAUGAAAUUAACCAUAGACUGUAAAAUGACAGAAAAAAGUCGAGUCCACCAAUCUGAAUUUUAGUCGACUCUGCACAUAUUGACCAAUAGGUCGACCAGUCGACUAGGACUUUACAGCCCCCAAAAAAACCCAGAGCAACUUGAAUGGAAAAAACCUGCUCUUGUCUCUUGAGGGGUGGCAUUUUUUCAGAGGAUCUUUUAGUGAAAGAUAAGUUUGCACCCACUCUAAGAUGCUGGGUUGUCCCCAUGUUCCCAGAUCCAAGCCAAGUUUUCUGUUUGAUUUACAUGUCCUACCUUUUGAUUUAAACAGCUGCUCAACUUUUCAGAAUUAAAGUAAGACCUCAAUCUUUCCAUGACAUUGAACAAAUGCUCUAAAUGCCAAGAAAAAGCAUGACAUACUGUUUUUAACAUGCUGAAAAUAUGUAGUAAAUAGGAAUUUUCUGCUUAAAUGUGGGUUUUUUUAAAGAUUGUGGCCCUCAUGGUUUUAAAAAGGAAAAAAAGGUAAAAGCACAGUCCUCUUUGUAUUUAUUAACAGACUCUUUCACUACACAAGAGACAUGUUCCCUAUUUCUUGCAUAUAUGCAGCACAUGUGCAAAUGUGUGCAUGCAUGCAAUCACUCAUGUACUGUAAGCAUGCAUGCAUACACUAACAGGAAGGAGAGGUAUAAAAAGAGCACAGGGUGGAAAAAAAGCAUGAUAAGGAAAGCAGCGAGAGUCAGGGAGUCCUGCAAAUAUGAAUUGAGGAAAUCCCUUGUUGUUUAGUUCAGUCACAGAAGCAGAAGAAAUGCCCUUGGUUUCUCAGUCACGUUUUCUCACUUUGCUCAUAAAAAAUUAAUUCAGGUAACAUUGCAAAACUCUAUACUGGGGUUGUACUGCCAUCAAACAGUUUUGCUGUUAAUAUUUCAGUGUGGUAAUCAUAAAUGUAAAGAGAAUAAGGUCCACCGGAAAUCAAUUAACAGACCUAAAAGAACAGAGUGGCAAAUCAAAUUUGCAGGAAAAACAAAACAUGUUUCAAAUCGUGGUUUCCCACAGAAUUGCUAUAAUUAAUCGUAGUUUAUCUCAACAUUCAGCUUUUUCAAAAUGUUCACUCUAUAUCAUAUGAUCAAAGCUCCUGUGAGAACGUUUUUGCUGUUUAUGAAAUAGAAUGAAAUUGAUAUACACAAAGCAAACAAGAUCAUCAGCAACAAGAUUAACAAACUUUACCUCCUUAUAUUUAACACCUGAGACCAGUGCAAGAGCGUAGAGGUCAGCACAGCAGCUGAAGACAAAGCUCUUUUUGUACACUUUCCACUUAAAAUAUUCACAAUUAAUAAUAAAUUUGAAUGUCAAAAGUCAGAAUUAUGAGAUUUUCUGUCAGAGGACAACCUUAGGCAUGUACAAGACCAGCUCAGCAAAGACUAAAAUUGACACAAACCAAAAGUUCAUCAUGGGAGUUUUAAAUAACCUGUUUGUCCUAUGCUUGAUAGUGAUUUUAUGUUUUCAGGCUCUCCCUCUUUCUUGAAGGGGAGUAUCGUGCUUUUCCACAUUUACAACAAAAACUGCAAAGUUACAAAGUUUGGUGUCCAUACAAUAUGUAUGCAGAGUUUCAAAUCACAAGGUAAACGUAUUUAGUCAUAAUUCGAGAAAGUAGGUAUAAACUGCUCAAAUUUUGGACAGAUGCAUGAUAAUGCAAGACCGUAGAUGUAAGACUUACUUAAGAAUUAUAGAUUCUCCUUACUGGUUCAUGUGGUUCCAGCAAAGUGGAGCAGCCUGCCUCUGACACCCACAGCAAAGCGGGGUAACCAUAGACAUAAUAAUUUAUAUAUAUGAUGUGUAUGGGGGUAACGCUCAGCUGAUCGAACACAAUACAGAGUGGGCCAAAACAACAAGCUCUGCCCUUGGCUUUCGGAAAGCCUCAGGUGAGAGGGCCAAUCAGAAGAAAGUAGGCUUGUGGAGGGGGGGGCCUUAAAGAGACAGCAGCCAAAACGAAGCACAGGCUGAAAAAAUAUUUUAAUGCACCAGAGUAAGAAAUUAGCAGCUUUUCUGGAUCUGAAAAUCACAUAAAGCUAUUAAAAAGGUAUCAGAGAAGAAGUACAGAGACUGAAAGAAAUCCAUUAUACCCAAUUCUUAACAAGACUAGAGCUUUUUUCAUUUUAAAGUCCAAAUAUAAAGUUGUUGAUAAAACCACAUCAUUUUUCUGUAAAUAACUAGCCCUCAAAUACUUUCUUAAAAUAAAAAAAAACGAGGUUUUGUUGAUAAGUCUGAUCAUUUUUCACGGUAAGGUACUGAAACAGUAUUUUUUUGUCCUUAGUACUGGAACCAAAACUAGGUUAUCGUUAAAGCACACAUUUUGAAAAUAUUCCAAGGAAAGCCAGCCCUAAUCAAGAUUUAAGAGAUUUCCCAACAGUAGCUUUCUACUUGUCUGCAUCUGGAAGAGAUAAAUAAAAGAUUAGUGGUUGAAUUAAAGGUCAUCUAAAUUGUGAGGAUUUUUAGCUUUGAGCCCUUUUUCAUCAGAGAGGACUUAAGUAUCUGGUACCAAAUGGUCUUAGAUGGCGAGGAUGGGGAUGCAGCUGUUCAUGGACAGAAUUAGGUGAUCUUGUUAAAUCACGUACAACGUGUCCCGAUCAAAAACAAGUUUGGGACUCUGAUCUUUUAGCAUGAUAAAAAGCUAAAAUAGUUUAAGGGAUUCAUUUAUGUAUAAGUCUAUUUUAAAGGUGCAUGUAGUACCUUGAUGUUUCUGGGUUGCAGUCAAACAUAUUGAGCCGUAGAGAUUUUGUAAAAAAAAUGGCCUUAAGUCUUGUUCAAAGUAGGGCGGGGGAGGGAUGUGUGCACAGGGAAGUCUCUUUUGUUUGCUGCUGUCCUGAAGAUGCCACCUUAACCUCCCACACAAACCUGCUAAAUUGAAUCUGUGGGUGUUUUGAUUAAAGCUGACAAGGACAGAUUGAAUUUAGCUCUAACAAGAGAAAGACAGUGAGGAUGGAGGACACCUAUAGAGGUAAUGAUGAGAAGACAGGGCGAAAGAGAGGCAGAGAGGAAGAGGGGCAUGAAUGGGAGAUUUACUGCAGGGGAAAGAGGCAGGCGUACCAAAAAUAUACUGUCUGUAAAUGUAUAGUUGUUUAAAUUGAUCGCGUUUGUUAUUAACUCAAAGCUUUCUCUCCAAGAUCAUCAACCUGUCAAUCAGUAUUUCUUCUGCAGAAUAAAACUGACCAUGACAAUCUACUCAUGGAAUUCCUCUUGCUUUUCUAAUGUAUUCCUGAGUAAUAAGGUUUUAUCACAUGUACCUCAUGGGAGUUUAACAAUCCAUAACCUGGAGCUCCCCCACCCUCCAUUUGUAAGAACCUAUAAUAUGAGAUAUUCUGCUUAUUUCCCACUAGUGUUACAGAUAAGAGAGUCGUGAACAUAUGUCAUUAUAAGGCGAAUCAUACUGUAACACUGAGACUAUAAUUUUUAGCUGUUGUCUGGUAGUCAAGUUUGGACAGUGUAGUUCAGAUGUGGGAUCAGGAACAGUUUGCUCUGUUCUGUAAAAUUACAUUUGCUCCAAAGAUUUUACCUUUAAAACUUAACAGAGUUCAUUUACGUUGUUUUCAAGACAUGCACUGAGUAACCAUGGAAAUCACAAAUACUACUUUAGGAAAAAAAACUUUAAUUUUCUCAAAAAUUGACAGUGUGCCUUAUAAUUGAGCGCACCUUAUUACUUGUUGUGCCCACUGACCGAUUUUAUGUGGUAUUGUGCCCUCAAAAAUCUGUCGACAUGUGGAAGUAGGACUUUGGUAAGCAACAAAGCAGCUCCGCUCGAUGGAUUCUCAUCAUUGGGCAUUGCGGUACGCUGUGUCACUACCUGAUCAGCCCUGCAACAGGACCCCGACUGUAAUGUCUAAACCAGAAUUGCAUUCAUGUAAGGCGGCUCGGGCUUGGAGUAUGCACUAGCAACAAGAAACCAAUCAAUGCUUAAUGCGCCUCACAAUCCGGUGUGCCUUAUGUGUGAACAUAGACAUGUUAAUUCACAGUGUGCCGUAUAAUCCAGUGCACCUUAUCACCCGAAAAAUACGUUGUAUCAAAAUAUAUCAUAAUGCCUAUCUAUACCUGCUACAUACUUUCAAAAGAGUCAUCAAUUCAGCUGUUUAUUCAAGCAUGAGCCAUAACACAGGAAAUGAGAGCAGACUGUGUAAUGCAGAGCAAACAAUAGUAAGCGCUUAUUCCUCCUUGGGAAAACAAAAACAUGGUGUUUCGCUGUGCCGUCUCAACUACUAUGAAAUAUGAUUUGUUUUGGGAAUGAAAUGCUGUUAAAAUACAUCACCUUCAACAGUGAUUUUGUACACAAGAAUCUGGGAAAUUAUGGUGAAGCAUUUUCCCUCAAAAAGCAGAGGAAAAACAGACCUAUACAGAGUAAAACUGUUUAGAAAUUAGUUUAAAAUUGUAAAAGAUCAAGAAACCUUUUUUCUGUUCAUUCAAAAUUUUUGUCUGAUGAAAACUCAACUUUACGCUUUUUUACUCACAUCAAAGUCUCCUUUUGCCCUCUAUGUGCCAGUUUGGCCAUAUUUAUUGAGUGGAAAUACUCAAAUAUUAAACUGACGAUGUCCUAAUUGCCGGUCAGGCUUUGUCACUAACAUGCAUCCGGAUAAGUUUAUGAAUCAAAGCGAGUAAGACGCAUGGAGGCAGAGAGGAUUUCUACCCAGGGUGCACUUGUUCCAGAUAAGUGACCAAGUAAACACUGCACCCCUAAGACUACUCUGCCUCUUACAGGGGUACGUUGCUUGUAUUUUGAGUGGCAGACAGUGGGGGAAAUAUCAUGGAUUUUAAAAGUCCCAUAAAAUGUAUUCUUGUGUCAUUUCUGUCCACAUAUGUUUGCCACAGAUUUUAUUACCUGUGACAUAUCAUCAUUAAAAAAGGUCAGUGAUGAAAAGUUUUCAUCAUAAUUUUGAUCUUUGAGUUCUUCGAGCACAUCAUGGUGUGUACAUUUCUUUGCCUCUGAAUGUUGAAUCUGUGUCAGUUCAAUAUAAAAAAAAUACAAUAAUAUUCUUCUAAAAUCUACCAUAGGCUCACUCCUCAUAUGCAAAGCUGCUCUCAAACGCCUGUUCACGUGGUUUUCUUCUUCUUUGUUCGAGGAUUAUGCUCUAUCAGGACUAAAUCAAAGAAAAUCAAUAAAAGUUCAAAUUCUGAAUCCUUUGUUGUCCAUCACUGUGCUGUUACGCUUGUUCGUUUGUUUAUUGUGUGAUCAUCACAGGAUCUGACAGAGGUCUGGACCCCCGUGGGAGUAGAGGAAUGUUUGUGUCUGUUUGUGCUGCAUAUAUUAAAGCUCCUAUUUGUGUCCUUGCUGGAGGGUCCAUGGGAAAAGAACGGAGAGGUGAGGUGAUUUGGGGAGCUGCUGCUUGGCUCAGUGGUCUUGCGCUCGUGCUUCCAUGAUUUGAGUUUGAACCAGAGGGGUAAAAUUGUAAUUAUCAAGUAGCUUUAAAACCUCAGUAUACAGCCUGUGAAUCCCCUGUGCUGUCACUGAUACAUGCUGUCAUAAUGCUAAUGAAGCACAUAUGUGAAUAGUGAAUGUGUGUCAGGGAAGCAGCGUGAGUCCUAUUUGCUGCUGUCCGUGUUUGACAUGCUCUUGUCAGCACCAUUAAUAAGCUGCAAUAACUCUGUCUCACUUUGGUGAACUGCUGCCACUGUCACGCGAAAUGAUUCAUGAAGCUUUGAAUUUAAAUUAAGAUGACAUUGUUGGCUGUUGCAGGUUACGGGAAACACCUCAUAUAUUCCUAUUCCUCCUUUAACCUCCGCCCCUAUCUGCGCUAUCCCUCUUCUUCUUCCUCAACUACCUCUUUUUUCAACCUGUCUCCCCUUAUCUCCUCUCCCUCCCUCUCAAGCAUGUCACACUCUGUAUCUUUGUAACGCUCCUUCACUCCAUCACUGCCCUUUUCUUUCGCUCUUGUCAUCCCUCCCUCUUUUAUUUCCGGACAUACCUCAGUUGUAUUGUUAACUAGCUUUUAUGACUUCAUUCCUCCCUUUCCUCUCUCCUUCUCUCCCCCUCUAUCUUCCCACAAGGUUGAUAAUUACUAGCAGCACUGUAGAGCUCAUGGCCCAGUUUAGAAAAGGAAGGAAAAAAGGAGGAACUAUGUUCUCCUUUUAUUGGAAACAGAAUCAAACAGGACACAAGAGACUUACUCCCCAUUUCUUGCAUAUAUGCGGUACACAUGCUCAAAUGUGCAUGUAUGCAUGCAAUCACUCAUGUACUGUAUCCAUGCAUGCAUACACAAAGAGUGCUAGGAGAGGUGUAUAUUAAGACAGCAGCUGAAAGUGAAGGAGAGCACAAGGAGGGAGGGUGGAGUCAGGGAGUCCUGCAAAUACAAACUGAGGAAAACCCCUGUUGUUUGGUCUGGUCAGAGCAGAGAAGAAGAAAUGCCCUUGGCUGCUCAGUCACGCAGGCCCCCCCUCCCUCCUCUCCUCUCCCCUCCCCCCGUAAUUACCUCCAACCUUAUCAAGAGGAGCUCUGCUACAGGGAGAUCAGCCAGCGACAUACUGAGCUCAAAUCAAGCCCGAUAAAUACAUUAGUGUAAUGAUAACCAACACCGAGCCAUACACUACCCUGAUUAGCGAUAAACCUCAACCACUGCUUAUUCUGCAGAGCAAUUACAUCGCAGAGAAGGGUUUAAGUGUCCUUGAUAGCAGCUGUGAUGCAUGAAGUGAUUACCUUGGGUUCUUAUGUGCAUUGACCUCAUUUAUACAGACACACACAUAAUUGCAGUGUGAAUGGCUGUGCUAUAACACGAGGCUCCAGCCUCCCCCAGGUGAUUUUCAAAAUGAUUAUCAGUGCUGAAUGUAAAUUGAUGAGGGGCAUCCCUGUGUAGACGACGCAGCGGUAACUUCUGGGAUUAGAGGCAAACCCAAUUUAAUAAACAAAAUGCUCUUAUGGCACUAAUCUCCACUGCUUUAAGAAAACUUAUACUACUUACUUAAUAAUCUGUUUACACCCUGAAAAUUGCUGAAUUAAAUAACUUUCAAAAACGGUAUCCUAGUUUCCUAUCCUUAGUGUGUGCAUCAACAGGGAAAUCCAUCUGAAGUGCACUUUGAGAUGUACUUCUUGUCGUUUAAAUAGUUACACGAAAUGAAGGCCGGGGGAUAUAAAGAUCUCAGUUGGAGGACGCUGUAACAAACGAAUCAACAAUGAUGACAAUGUUGAGACAUUAAGGAUGCAUAAACUAGACAAUCACAACAACUGGUAAGUCAGGAGUCUACUGCUGCAUGUGAAGUACAUGUCUGAGCGCACGCCCACUUCCUGCUCCAGAUCUUUGUUUGAGCUGCCAGAGAAGAAAGUGAAUGUUUUCUAAAAAGGAGACUAAAAAUAUGGAACAAAGGAGCGUAAGAGCAACAGCGAAAGUGUCUCCCCAUAGUUCUCCAAAGAUGAUAAAAUGUUUGUCUGAUUGAUCUUCAAUUAUAAAGGGACGUAAGCUAAAGUUUGACUGACUGCAAUAAAGUUUGGAGAAACAAUUAUUCCAAACAUAAAAUUGCUUUAUUUGGAGUUUUCUUUUUAUCGUUCAGUCUGUUUGAUUCACUGAAGAUUAUUUGGCUUCAAUUAUAAGCCUUUUUAAUAAUGAAAGCUGAAGGAAUCCUGACCCACAAAAAAGCCAUAUUUCUGCAAACAAUCUCAGCUAAUAAAAGCAGCUCAUAUCCCUGCUCCACCUGAAACCCUUCCAAGCUUCUUCUGAUCUGGUUCAUGUUUCUCCUGGUUUAAAUCACAGGGUCCUUUUAGAGAGGAAGAGACCUCCGUUUCAAGUAAAAACCCUGUGAUUGUUGAAAAUACUUAAACCAGAGUUUGAGUUAUGUAGAGAAGCCAGUGGGAGCUCAUACAGCUUCCGUAAAGCGGUCUGAGCUCAAAGACGGUGAGAGGAUGACUUUUUUUCUACUAGACUGUUGAAUGUAAACAACUCUUUCCCCUUCAGUCACACUUCAUGUAGGAGGAAGUAGCAGAAAUAAUCAAAUCACUUAACUGUUACUGCAGGAUGAUACACAGCACUAUUUGACAUGUGUCUGGGGUGCAUGCACCAAAUGUAAUAUGAUAGAUAUAUGUGCUAUUGUGAAUGUGCAUGUGUGUACGUGUAUUGGACCACAUUAUAAGCAGUUUUAUUUCUAUCUGCAUGUUAAACCUUACACUUUGUCCAUCAUUUAUUUAUGUACUAUCUACCAUUGUAGGUUCGGGUUAGGGUUGACUCCAAUCGAGCUCAGGCUUUAACUCAAACCCUGUACUAACUCCUAUACAAGCCAAGUUCCUUGAAGCAGAAGCUAGUGUCAAAGCCCCUCUAACAACCUGUGGCUCAUUAUGAUUUAACAAAACAAUCGUCACCAAUCAAUUCAAGUUUUCCUAUAAAUUCUCUAUUUCUUAUAAUGGUAGGCCAGAAAUGCAAGUCAAAUACAGUGUAGGCCGUAGCACAUCCACAAAUCGGGGCGGGUCUUCAUUUAAUGGCUGCUGUCAUAAUGUUAAAACAUUUCACCGCUUAAUUGUCGGCAGGCACAGAUGACAAAUUGCAUAUCCCAGCGUAGCAGGGGUGAUCAGUAUUGAUCUAGAAAAUGGGGAUGAAUGUAAAUGUAGUCUGUGUCUGAGUAAACUGGCACAUAAGGACUCCGCUGGUAUGAUGUGUAACCCCACUGGCAUGUGAAUAUGAAACCGAGGGGCUGGUGGUGUUAGCUCGAUAUUAAACUUGGCUAACUUAUUUGAUGUUGUUGAAACAAAGACUUUGUGAUCAAGGAAUGAUCAACAGAUUGUGCCCUGCUUUUACUGUUUACUGAGUGUUUUCUUACUUUUAGCCAAGCCACUUACCGUGUUUUCCGGACUAUAAGGCGCACUUAAAAUCCUUAAAUUUUCUCAAAAAUUGACCGUGCACCUUAUAAUCCAGCGCGCCUUAUGUAUGAUUACUUGUUGUGCUUACUGACCGAUUUUAUGUGGUACAAUCCGCUCACUACCUGAUCGGCCCCGUAACAGGACCCCUGAGCAGUCUACAAGACUGCCUGACUGUAAUGUCUAAACUAGAGGUGCAUUCAUGUAAGGCAGCCUGGGCCCAGAGUAUGCAUUAUCAACAAUAAACCAAUCAAUGGUUAAUGCGCCGUACAAGCCGGUGUGCCUUAUCGCCCGAAAAUACGGUAGUUGAAUUUUCAAUUUCUGUUUAAACAGUUGAGAAAUGAGAUGCUUCAGAGCAUCUUUAGUCAACACGAAUAUGCUUUGUUUUGUUCUUUUUUUCAUGGUUAUAUUUGUCAUUUUAAACUAAAACCUCUAAAACAUGCAAAAACUUUAGCAGGCUUACGUCAAUACUCACAGAAAAAGUUAUACGAUUAUGUAAUUAACUACAUCACAUAGAAGGUCAUAAAAAGCCUGUGGUAAAACAUGACUACAAUCUCUUCUGGACAUUUGGCAAAUACAGUAUAAACUUAUAGUCUGAUCCUUUAAAACUCUCUUUGUACACACUUGCUUCUCCACUUGUCGACUGCAAGUCAUAUUUGCGCUCAUGUGUGGAGAGGUCACUUGGAAAUGGGCCUGCUGAUGAGUCAACAUGUUGUCGGUUGUGCUGACAACCCCCGGUGCUGCUGAUGUACAUAAACAAGACAGGGAGCUCUCUGUGACCCACACUCCACUGACCUGGAUCGGUGGAUGUUUUCUGUCACUCAAGCCCACACGUGUCCCCCCAAGUGAUGAAAACAAGCACACAUGUCCUCUCCAUGGGAAAUUCCCAGGACAGUGGGGGCUACUCGGUGUGUUUCUGGCACAGCUUAUGAAGGUUUCGCAGGGCAGAUGUGGGCAUGUUCGCCCUGAAAGAUAAAGUUCAGCGCCUCCCAGAUGUUUUAAACAACAGAACAGGGUUGCACCUCACAUAGGCCAACUAAAACCAUACAGGAUACGGAGUUAACUAAGGCUCUAAGUAACCUCUGUCAGCUUAAUAGAGGAGCAGUUUUACAACAUUGUGUUCUUAGGCAUUCUUAGUCCUCUUUCCAAACAGUUUUUCACACUAAAAUUUCAACAACAAACAAACCAUCCAAUAUUUUCUUUGCAGGCAUUGUUUUGAAUUCAAACUGAAUAUUUAAGGGAGCACAAAUCAAGACACAGAAAAACAUCUUCAGCCACGAGCAACUCUCAAAACAAGAGACUGUUUGGUGUUUACUUACAAUCAAAUCUGAUGAGCAAACAAGCACUUUUGAUUCCUAUUUUGUCAACCUGCGAGUGUGCUGCAUCCAAGGAUAAGACAAAAGAGAAAUCUCUUUGUCCACAGGGGGCGCCAGAAUCAACACAAACCAUAAGUUCCCCUCGGCAGCUUUAACCAAAAAAUCUAUGAGGAGUACUGGUUUGACUGAAAAGACUCAAUUUCAUACAGUAAGUUACUCAGCUCACAGGUCACAUGAAGAGAAUCCUUCUGUGCCUCGAAACUAUCAGUAAUACCAUAGACUGAGCUGAACUACUGGACCAGGCGCAGAAAGAUAUACACAUCCUCGCAGAAACUCGAUGUUACUUAAUGCAAUUCGAAGUCUUGACACAAAAACACAGUUAUAGCUUUUUCUUUCUACCUGAAACCCCAAAAGAACUGUCUGUGGGUAGACCAGUUCAACUUUUAAUCAGGACUCUACUGUAUCGAAAGAUCUUUGUUUGCCCAGAUUAAGUGUGAAGGUAACUGGAUGUUUUUUCUAAAAAAUUGUAUAUUAAGGCAUUGCCCCGCUGGCUCACCUGGUGUGGAUCUCAUGGACAGAGGCUGAGUCCUCUCCAAGAAGCACAGGGUUUGCUUCCAACACUUGCUCUUUGCCGCAUGUCAACCAGGCUUCUUCUUCGCCAUUUCCUUUUUGGCCAACUGUGUCAAGAAAGAUGGAACUUAAUUAUUUUGAAAUUUAAAAGAGGAAAAAGUAAAAGCAGCAGAAAAUUAUACUUAUCAAGUGAAGUUAACAUAAGUACGAGGCUGAAAUUGAAUGUAUUUGCCACCACCAAAUUUGGAGAUGUUUCACUUUGACACAGGGUUUGUCGGGCUUCAGGCUUCAUUAAACUGUGUUUACUUUUGGCCCUCUGCCAUACAAAAUAUGCUCACACUGUUUGAAUACAAGUGCACCCUAACAUCCAGCACUAAACAUGACCUUUGAGUCAGUAGCUUUCCGGGUUAUCAUCUUCUUUGUUUACCCCUGUGGAGCAGUGGAAACUACAUGUGCACACUACGUACCCUCAUGACACAAACACGGGCCUUUAGCUCAUGUAAACAACAAUGUGUACCGUGCUAAGCCGAGCAGAGGUAGACUGCUGUCACAGUGUGUCACUGUCAGUCUAACUACUUCUGCGGGGCUUAUGAAAGAGGACAAAAGUAGACUUGCUCUGUGCUCACUCUACUGUGAUUACUGAGACACAAACCAUUAUAUUUUUAACAGGUUCACUCAAGCGUAUUAACACACUCUGUUUAGUUGAGACGUAACAAGAGUACUACCAAGUUACCCAAAAUAAUCCAAUGAUGUAAUAUUUGUCGUUUUAAUUAGGGCUGUCCAAAUACAACUGUUUUACUUAUAUGAUAUCAAUAUUGUAGCCUUCAGAAUAUUCGCCAAUACCGAUGUUGAUCCUAUAUUAGCACAAAUUUGUUCAUUACAAGUUUUGCACUCAACUGCAAUGUCUUUUUCGGAUUUUAACAAAAAAUACUGCCACAUGGCUGACAUCACUCCGAGGCAACUCCUUGCUACUUGGUUACUUUGCUAGUAUACGCACUGUUGGUGUGAUCAUGUGGGCUCUGCAUGCUGGAUCCAGGCUCUGCUGGAUAAAGGUGCUGGAGCAGAGUCUGGAAUGGACUCCUUGUAGUUUUAAUGGUUAAAAUCAUUAACAGAGUGUCUUUGUUGAGAUUUACAGCAGCUGGUUUCAAAAAAGUCGGGAUUUUAGGGAGCCAGGAAGGUCUAAUGAAAAGACUUCAUCAAUUUGCAUUAUGGGAAAUGUAGGAUCCAGUGUUCCUGGAGUUCGAGUCAAACUCGACUGAAGUAAGUAGUUUCUCUCACUCUACUGCUUCGUUUUCAAUUAUUCUUGAGCGGUUUCUUGUGAGUUCCCCCAACUUUCUUGAAGUGCAACACAAAAUCUCUCGAGUACCCUAUUAAUUUAUCCCCUCAAGCCGACUGAAAGGUUAAAAAAAAAGCUACAUUCCAGUUCAGUGCAACACAUGAAGGCAUCAGCAGCCGCAUGCUAUUUAGUUUCUGGUAUGAGACUUUUCCAUGACAAUGGAAAUCAUUGUUUAGAGAGGAAAAUAUACAGUAACAUACAGAUUGUCGGUAUUGUGAUAUGUUUAUAGAAUAGAUAGAUGUGUGUUUUCAAACCUUAAAUACAGAUGUGUUUUUGCAUUUGUCCUCUGUGUUGUGUACACAAUUGUACUUUAUUUGGAUGGGAGGGGUGUGUUACUUUGGCAGCGAUGUGACAUGUUUGUUGAAAACUUGAUAUAUUCACUCUUGAUACAGCGUACUGCAACAUUAAAAACAACAGCAGUGUGAGAGUACGGGUGGUCUGUGUGUGUGUGUGCGUGUGUAAGUGAGUGUGUGCAUUAUGCAGACACAGACGCUGUCAAGAUAGGGAGAAGGGAAUAGUUGGCAGAAUACGCAUGGGGCUGUAGAGCGUCUCUGCUGUUUGAUGACACUGAGUGGAGUCAGUGUUGUGAUUAUGCACAGUUUUGUUCAUUUGCAUGUUGUUAAAGGCUGUGUAGUGCUCUUCUAUUGGAGGAGCAAAGAAGAGCUUCAGAAUUUUAGGAUAGGUGUAAAAUCACCAAGAAACACCUGGACAGAUUUUUUUGUUUUAAUUUUACAAAUGUCAUUUCUAUGUUAAUUUUAAGUUGUUACGCUAAAUCCCUCAAUUGAUCUUUGACCGAUCGAUAGUUUUAAGACAGCAGGCGUCUAAACAACCUUAAAGAGGGCCAUUACACCUAAAACAUAUUUUACCUACAUUUUAAAGUUAAAAGCUUAGAUCUAUUCGUUAUGAUUAGAAAAAGCAUUAGAAUAUGUUAGGAUUAUAGUAUAUGAUAAAUAUGUGGUUAUAAUGGGAGUCAAUGGGGCAAAUUUGGUCACAAGGUUGACGAGUUUUAGUGUGAUCCAAAUCCCCCAUUCUAAACACUUCCAAUAAACAGGCUUUUCGAAUAAAAAAAAUAAAUAUGAAAAAAACUUGGUGCCAAAAUUUCAUACAGCUAGCCAUUAAACUGACCGGUUCACCAAGAGAAGAACAAAUAAAAACAACCAAAAUGUCAUUUUUGGUCCCCAAGAUGCUCCAAAGGUUAAACAGAUAACAAAACUAGUCAUCUUGGAACACACUUAUUUAUUACUUCUCAUUACCGCUUAUUGACACAUCCCUAAUCAUUUUCAAAUGUCUAAAACUUCUCAGAAAACUUUAUGAUUCAGUCCCUUCCUUUAUGACUACAUUUACACAAUGAAAGCAUAUUGACUUCUAAAGCACAACAAAACACAUAACUUUGUGCCUGAGCAGCUCAAAGUUGCAAUAUUAGCAUGGUAAUAAGUGGCAAACCGAACUGUUUUAGUAUCCAUGAAUCUGUAAUGCAGCUGCAGUAAAACACAACAGUUAUGGAUUUUGCUGGAAGCGUUGUUUCAUCAUACUGGAUCAGAAUUUAUUGUGCGUUGGUGUUUGAGGACGAGAAUCAUGAAGUUUGGAGCCAGCGCUGCUAAGUGAGACAUUAGUUUUAGUGCCCCUGACACCGAGCAAGGGAGUCGUGAUUGCAGCCAUAUUGCACAAGCUGUCUAUUGAAUUUUUGCCUAAAUGUGCUUUUCUCCAUCACAUGGAGCCGUCAGUCUUAAUGAAAUGACAGUGUCAUCUCAUUCACUGUGUUCCCUUGUUGUCCCUCUGCUCACUCCUCUCCUCCCUGAUCCUCACAUUUCCCUUUAUCUCACACUCUCAUCUCUGUUUUUCACAUCUUUGGGGACAAGUAAUGAACAGCUUCCCUGCUCUGAUUGGAUGAUGUAUGAAGUUAUUAGGUGGGAUGAAAGUGUACAUAACUCAAAGGAUACGAAAAGGAAAGGGUGGGAAAAGGAGUGCAGGAGUUGAGAUCCUGAAAUGUUUUGACAAGUAGAGCUUUGAAACAGAGAGGAUGGGGAGCGCUGCAGAUGCUUGCAUGGAACAAUGGGAGUAGGUCACAGUUUCACUGAUGCUUCCACCCUGGCACACUUCCUUUGGGAAAUUGUCCUACAGAUCCCAUCCUUAGCCACCCUCGUGCUCCCUAUGCUGCUCCCAAGAAGACUGGCAGAUUGCGCAGUGCCCCAGGUCCCUCCCCAGAGACUGUGUGUGAGGACAUGGGCGAAGUUUAGAAGAGGGGGCACUCCCAUGUGGCCCUGACUUCUCCAGAGGCUUCCUCAUCUAUGUUUCAUGGCCCCAUAAAAGCUGCAUUGGUCAGCUUAGUGGUUCUCAAACUUUUUACAGUAAUGUGGCCUCUCUGAAAUAUGGAUAAAGUACCCCACUUUUCAAUAAUAUCCACUUAAAAAUAUCAAUAAUGUACCCCCUAAGGGUGCAAGUAUAACUUGACUGGUAGAGCAGUGACCCUAUACAGUGGCAGCUUAGAUACAUGCAUCAUCUGCAUGCAAACAUCUUUUUAACUUUGCCUAAUUUCUUUAGCAAAGAGACUAAAUACAACUCACCUACUCUCUUCCAGCAGCCGUUUGUUUGUAGCGAGACCUCGGGCCAGUCCAUUACAGACUACAGCAGGGUGACGCAGCUCAAGGAAGAACAUUGAUGAUCAUUUCUUCACGGAAAUGCAAUAAGACUGAGAUGCUAAGGCAGAAGAACUACUGCGUCUGCCGUGCAAAAUGAUUAAUAUGGUGAUUAUUACUUCAAGGAAAUGAUAAAGAAAUUAUCAUACAUGUUCUUCCUUGAGCUGCGUUCCCCCACUGCAGUCCGUAAUGGACUGGCCUGAGGUCUCGCUCAGGCCAAAAAGAUGUUUGGUGGCUAGUACUAUGGCUGGGACCAUAUAUGUACUGUUGAUGAAGUUAGGUGCUGUUCUGAGCAUUAUUUGUGGCUAUAGAGUUGUGUUUUAAUUGAGGUUUGUUUAUGGCUCCUCAGACCACUGUAUAUAGCUAAUGUCUGGUCGUUACUAAAGUUGGUAUAACUAGAGAAGCAAGCGGUCAACAACAUUCAUCUCUCGAGGGGGUGUCUAACUCAGUGUUAUGCUGUGUUUGACCCUAACUUAAUUUUACGCCGGAAUAUCCUUUUAAGUUCUUCUCCUUAAAUUCACAUUGAGGACAGGAUCAUACUGGUUUUCCUAAAUAUUCAGUGAUGAAGUCUUAGCUGGUAUGGGUGAAUUUCAUUACAAAAAUAAAUGCUGAUGUGUCAAUAUGAUCUACAAAAGCAAAUUGAACCAGAAUAUUGAUGUCCUCUGUGUAGUUAGUCUUCUGCCUGUCAUCACAGCCACCACAUAAGUAUCUGACAAAGGAAUUAAGGGCACACACACACACACACAAGGAAGUCUUUUGUUAAUGGUUUUCACUCUCAAAGAUUCAUCUUGAAAGACUAAAAAAAAUGUUGUUUGUUUUUUGUUUUUCUCUCCCAAGGAACCUUUGCAGUACUUUCCCUCUCCUGUACAAUCUUGUGACAGCGAUUUUGUGAACUUUAUUGUUAGAGCAGCAUUUUUGAGCCAACCUGAUACUUGUCUCACUCCACUUCUCUUCAAUAAUAAUGUCUCUAUCUUUGACCAACAUGACUGGGAUAAUCUUAAUCAUCAGAAUAGCAAUUCAGCACACAUGGUAGACCGCAACCAAUACAUCAAAUGCAUCCUUACCAGCUCCCUGUGUGUUUAAAAAGUGAUAGUUAUGACUGGAUCAGCUGAACAACAAUCAGUGAAGUCACAUCUUUUGUUCAGUGCCUUCAAGUUAAACUGAACACCCUGAAGCAAACAACCACCUGACAAAAUUCCUACUCCUCACUGUGAAGCUACAGCACUAGUUAGUCUAGCUAUCAUCAGCAAUCACUAACAAAUUAGCUCACAAAUGCUGAUCAAACUGUUGUGGUACUGCAGUGUGUUAAAAGCCCAAGUGUUUGCUCCCGCCAGCUUGCGCCAUCACUGUUGUUCGGUGUGAGUACAUAAACCAAAGUGUGCAUGCUUUUUAGCUCAAGAUUCAGCAACUGUUACAGGACAACACCUUGGUAUACAAGUACACUUAAAUGAUGAAUUAAAAUAUAACUUUUAAUUCUACUGUACAGCUUUUAUGUUGCUACUGGCAUUUUUUCAGUAUUUUCUGGUGACCAUCACUCACCUCUGUGCAGUAAAAUACAUGUUUUUGUAUAGUUGUAAAUUAUUUUACAAAUAUCUAUGAAAUACUUAUUUUUUUAACGUUAUUAUUAAGUUAAGUGAUUUACUUUCUGUUACAGAUUUGCUCAAGAAGUACCUUAAAACUGAUAAACUUUCUAUCAUAUGAGAUGAUAAAAAGGUAUGACAUGGUGAGUUCAGCCAAAACUAACAAUCAGGAAAUUUACAGGCCAACUAUGGCUUUUACCUCACUGAGGGGCAAGGAUUACCAAGGCAGAAAGGUGCUGAGUUCAGGAAGUUACUUAGAUUCCUACCAAACAGAGAGUGGUUUGUGUAAUCAUCGGGGGCACUGGUGACGUCUGACAGAAGCUGCGAAAGUUCUCUCUUUUUCUUAGAUGAAGGCAAAGUAGGCUGCAGGGACUCCACUCAUCAAACAUUCAACCUCUCGAUUCACCCUCCAUCCUCUCUUCCCCCAGCCAGUCCCCAUGAUUAUUUAUCUUUUAUUUAGCGGAGACUGACUCUUUCACUUGACUGCAUCCUCUGGUGGCCUCAGCUUUUGCCAAAAAUACAUCUGGUGGCUAGAAGGUGGAUAGAUGUGUUAACUUAGGUUGCAUUUUCCCAGUUGUAGGUGAAUAAGUUCAAAAAUGUACCUUGGGCAAUUCCCGAGUUAACUAAAAACAAAAGUGUUAUUAAACAGUGAAAGCCUAAACUCUUGUUUUGAGCUGAAUAUUUUUGUAUUUCAUCUCCUCUUGAGACUCGGAUUCUCACUUCUAACAAAAAAACAUACAAGAUAAAUAGAUGCCCUCUUUUCUCUUGUUGUUCUGUGAAGUACUUAACAUGGAAAUGGUGUCAGAGAUCAAUCAUCAUCUGAUGUGUCAGACAUAACCCCUCCUGGAGGAGUUCCUUGACGUUUUUCCCCUGACUCUUAGUGGACCUUUCAUGUGGCUUUAGAAAAAAAUAAAAUGUGAAGUUUUAUUAUUAUAUACAGUAAAUGAAAAGCAGAAGUUAAAACGUACUGCCCUGUACAACAUUAAACUGAGAAGUGAAGGAGUCAAUCCAGUAUGCAGUAAAACUCACAACAUGGGACAAACGUCAGGGCUCCAAAUCGCUGAUGUGAAAUUAACAGCAGUUGCAUUAUGUGUUGAAUCACUUUGUAUGUUGUCAUGAACUUUGCUGCACAAUUCAAUAACGUCUGGAAUGUACUGAUGGGACAGUAGGACUCAGAGAGAGAAGUCUAAGAGACUAUCAAGAUUAUCAAAGUUUACUAAAGCCCAUCCAGGUAUCUGUACCCAUUUCCCCAUUUAUGAUUACCAUUGGUAAUCAAAACACUCAUGUGUACUUACAUCAUGUGACGGAGCGUGGUUAAGCGCCGUCAUUCCCCGAAUGGCGCGGGUCUGUCUCGCGGGGCCUGAGAGUGCCGGUGCCGGGAACGCGCAUGGAGCGCACUCGUUCCCCGCGGAGCUAAACUCCGCCAAACUGUUCAACUGUCUCCCCGCACCUGUGUCCCGCAAUCCUGCACUCCAACCAGUUGUUUCCCUUUUUGUCUUGAUUCUUUUCUCCCCGCCGUUGGCAUUAGAAGGUGCACACUCGGCCACUACACGCCACACACACAUACACCUGGUUACCUGCUGCCAUCUUAUGAGUCAAACCUGAGUACUUCCUGAUUCAUCAUUAAAUAGUGCAAGGUGGCGCGUUUUGGAGGGUCAUGUGACCGCCGGACCAUACCAGUAUAGUUAAUUUGUGAUCAUUUUUAUGAUUUACAGAAUUUUCAAGGGGUGAGGUCAUAGCGGUAUAUGGAGGGUUAUUAGUGCCUUUUUUGUUACUGAUGGAAUGUCUGAUUUAUUGAGGAGUUUGUGUUGGAAUUUGCAUAUGGUAUCUUAAAACCCUAUAAUUUCAUCAUGGAUAUGCCCAGGAGAGGGGCUAGGGGGUUUACAAAAAGGCUGCCUGGGCUUUUCUUGGACUGUGGAGUUGGUGGCAAAGAAGGUAACUGCAAGACUGGCUUUUUUUGUGUGUUAGCCUACUGCUGUGUUGCUGAAUUGCGAGUUAUGGAAGAACUCUUGCCUUGUUGGCAUUGUUUAUCUUGCCUUGUACAUUUUUGUGUAACUAGUAGGCUAUUUUGACCAUUUUUUCAUCUUUUUGUAAGUAUUUUUGCACUGCACCUCAUGAGGCGUCUAUAAUUAUAUUUCACCAUCACCGUACUUUUCGACCGUGUCUGUCUUUUCCACUGUUUCUCAACACAACACUGCACCCCCUGUGUAUGUGAAUAAGUAGCAGUAGUGUCUAUAUUUUAUAAUGGGUUGUUUCAACCCAUUAAAUGAAUUGACUGCAGAACAAUGUCUCGUGUUCAUGUAAAUAUGAAUCAGCAGCUUGUUGCCGAGGACGUUGUUAUGCACUCUCUUAGUUUGCUCGGUCAUUAAUCUUCCUUCAAAAAGUUGAUAACUGAAUUGGAGUGAAUCUUUUUAUAAGAGUGCAUAAACAUAAGAACUAAUGAAGGUCAUGUUUCCAAAUGUACCUGAACAAAUGCAUUUAUUACUGAUAUAAAAAGUUUAUGGAUGGAUACUGUAUAGAGAUUUCUUAAAUGAAAAUAAAUAAAUAAAAACUCUUAGAGGGACUUCUGCACUCUCAAUGGUGCACAUAAUUAAUUAUGUGUUUAAUGGCUUUAAUGUAUAUACUUUUGCUUAAAACAAAGAAAUAUUUCAAAUUUAUUUGAAUUGCAGGAAAAUGUGUUUGUGAAGUAAAGUGUUCGAGUAAUUUUUGUACAAAUCAAUGGGUUUAUUUCUUGGAUACAUACAAUGACUACCCUGCCCCCCCUCUACCCCAAGUAGACCCUCAUUCUGGGAAACAUUGUAGUUAUGUCAGCCACAAACCAGUUUUGCUUUGCUCAUGUUUGAAUGUUUCAUCCUAUUCUGCUUAAAAAAACAGGGAGAGUGGUCAUGUCAAGAAACAAUGCCUUUUUUCUGACCAGGCUUAAAUUCUGAUUACUAGCGGUCUACAGAACUUAGCUAAGGGUCUUGCCUACCUAUGAGCCAGCACAUAGAUCCUGUCAUAAGUAAAAAUGUGGAUUCAUCCACUGUGGAUUGUGGAUGUCUGUCCAAAUUUUAAAAGUAAUCCAUCGGUAGAAGAAAAACUGGUUAACUAUUUUUUAUGUUGUUUAAAAGCCAUGUCCUAACUUGCACACAGGAAACACCCCUGUGGUCAGUAUCUUUCAACUCCGAUGUAUUUGUCUAACCCUCUUCUUUUCCAGGUUGUGUAUUUUUUGUGUAUGUCUGCUCUCCACCUCUGGCAGAGUCUCCUGUCUGACACAAUGUUGUUUCCUGUGCUCUCUUGCAGAGCCACAGCUGAAGGGCAUUGUUACGCGCCUAUACAGCCAGCAUGGAUACUACCUGCAGAUGCAGCCUGACGGCACAAUGGACAGCACAAGGGAUGAAAGCAGCUCAUUUUGUGAGUGUGUGUUUGUGUGUGUGUGUCUGUCUAUAGUCUACAUGUAUUUGCUCGUGUCGGUGUUGUGUAAUUUUUAAUCAAAUUAUUCACAGUCUAGUCUGUGGCAGAGCUUGAGCAACGGGAUAUAAGUCAGACUGUAUUAAAUGUGUGCAACACCUGCAGACUUUACCAUCACUCUACUCAAAUAUCAAACAGCUUAUACACUGAUUGGAAGUCAAAUCUCUGACUGUGGCAGAGUUGAUCUUGUACUGUAAGCAAUGAGCUGAACAGAGCAACUACAGUUUGUGUCAACAACUAAGGAGCAAAAGCUAAACUCCAAUUUUGUCCACUUAAGGUACUCUAUUUGUACAAUUUCUGCCUUUAAAUAGUCAGAAACAUCCUGCUUAAGUGACCUUCAAGCUUUAGCAACUGAAUAUUUACUUAGAUGAGCAGAAAUCUUUUGUUACUUGGAGGCCACAUUUCUCUGUCACAAGUUUACAGUAAAUGUAAUCUUUCAACUUGUAAUGCAAUUAAGAAUUGUAAGUUGAUAAGUUGAUAAAUCACAGGAACCGAGACCACUGUGAGAUGUCCAAGCACUUCUAAGUGACAAACUGGCACCAUUAAGAUGACGUGAAUGUUCACUCUGACCUUUAACAAUCUUAAUGUGGGUUCAAGGCCAGCAGUGCCCUCUAUCUUGUAUCAUUUCUCAGUACUUGCCUGUUUGACCUUUCAGACUCAGAUAUCGGCCCUUUUUAAGAUAGCUCUAAUGUGACAGAUAUUUUCAGUCCUGUCUCUUUAUCAGUCUACUUUAGAUGAGCUCAAGUUUUUAGUUAUAGGGCCGCAAGAGUUUAAAAAACCCAGACUCUGUAUCAGUUCUCCUACACUAUUUUCGCUUAAGCUUGGGGAAACCUCUCUAUUAUUAUCUCGGUUUAUAGGCAAUGUGAAGCACAGUGAAGGUGACAUGGUGUUGUGUUUACAUCAACAUAAACUCUGGGAGGUCACACUAUUUCGGCUUAGAAAGAGAUAUAGCAUGCUGCAGUGACACUGCAGCCUUAUAGAGCGAAGACAGAAUAGCAGUCUGUGUUGCAGCUGGAUUUCACAAUCUUCUCUGACUCUCUUUUUUUCUCUCUCUUUGUCAUGUCUUAUCUCUGCUACUUUAUUCCCGCAAUUUAGCACAGUUCAACUUAAUUCCAGUGGGACUGCGGAUUGUGGCAAUCCAGGGGGCAAAGACAGGGUUAUACCUGGCCAUGAAUAGCGAUGGAUACCUAUAUACCUCGGUAAGUAUGCCCCUCAGACACAUGGAAGUUUACAUAGAAGAAACAAAUCCCUCUGGAGAAGUGCUUCUGCAUAUGUCCCUAACUGAAAAUACAUAUUCAGGUAGGGAUGUACGCUUAAUGUCUUGUUGCAAAUGCUCAUCUGCACUUUAGAGGAGCUGUCCACAUCACUGAUAUGGAAAUCAACAAAGGGAAUGCUAAUCAGGGCUUUAUCAUCUACUGUCAUAUUGAAUUUGGAGGUUGAGCCUUCUGUCAUAUGGACUUCAGCUCAGUGUCUCUUUCCUGUCAGAGUAUUACUAUGAUAUAGAUCCAAGCGCCAUUCACGGUCUGAAGUGUCAUAAACUACUGAGGGAGGACACUUUGUACUAGUAGCAUAAGGGAUACUGAAACUGUAAAUAUAUGUUCAUUUCAUGUAUGUUUAAAUGUGUAAACAGUGUAGAGUAUAGUAAAUAAUCUAUGGUACAAAACAACCAAAUGAACAAAACAACAAAAAUAGUCCUCUAACAGUUCAUCCAAGAUAUUUUUAAGAUAUGAUAGCAUUUGGGAUUUUGUAUUCACCCUGAUUUGCCUCAGCACUUCAUUAGUAUUCAGCUUACUAUAUUAGGCUGGUGCUGUGUGUACAUUGAAAUCAUUACAGGGAAAAAAAGUUUGUAUUUUUUUCUUUCUCAAUGAAUAAAAAGCCAAAAAUGGGCCAAUGAGAUGCAGAAGCACAACUCAUUGCUCCUCAGACUGUUUUGCAUAGUCACUCUAACAACAAGAAAAAGUAAUGGCUGUCAAAUGGACUGAUGUUGGCUGCUAAGGUAACACCCCUUUGAACAAACCAGAAAAGGCACCAUUUUUGCUUAAGCUUUUUGAACAGCAAAACUAUUCAAUAUGUCACGUUUUGAUGACAUGGAAACAAAAUGUCAAUUAGAUUGUGAUCUGCAUUAGAUAUGGAAUAAAAAGAAAAAUUCUGAAAGUCAAUUUGGCUACAGACAGAUGUUGUCACUACAUGGGUUGAGAUUUCCACUACAGUGGCUUUAAGGUGUUGAGUAUUUCUUACAUGUGUUUAAUUACACUGAUUUUCUUACAUGGGCGAUGAUAGACAGACUGCAAAUAGUACAGAGAGGUGCACAUCAACCCGUGAGAUAUCGGUUCAUUGAAUCAUCAAGACUUUGGGAGUGCAGAUACGGAGAAUAAUUUUAUUUGUUUUGAUUUAGUUACAUCAGCCAACACUGAACAAGCUACCAAUAAUUUUCUGACCUGGUUGAUCAUACUAUAAAGCAAAAUCAUGGCAGGAAAGUAAAAGACAGAAGGGGAACAAAGUGGAUCCAAACUUAAGUCUAAUUGAACAAGGGGGGGAAACACUUUUACUACAGAGGAGCACAGUUUUACUUAGGGUCUACACCAGACAAAAUGGACAAUUUCUGAGUGCAAUACACCCCCUUACCCAGUACCACAACAAACAUUGUCUUCUUGAGUGGCUGAUUUUAAAAUAAAGCCCUUCUCUUUGGGAAAUGCCAGCACGUUGACUGAACAGACUGUACAAAAUAAUGAUUACUACCUUGGACAGCGCUACAGAAAGUACAUCGUCUGAUCAGCACCUUGGACAGCGCUUGCACCAAUUCUGUAGUGUGAUGAUCUUGCCAAAAUGCUUGUCAUCCUCUAAAGCUAUUUCUUUUAUCAUAAUGAAAGUGUUCAAACUGAUCAGGUCAGCCAGUGAAUCUCAAAGAGGGCAAGUCUUUCAGCACCUUGGACAGCAUUCACAUCACUUCUUAAAUGAUAACCAUGUUUAAUUAAUUCACCAUAUCUAUAUGAUUAAAAAAACAACAGACAAUACAAGCCUGUGAUUUAUAUUUAGGUCUAUUGUGAUUAUAAUGCAAGUCUUGGCUGUAAAUUAUAAAGGCAAAGAUGCAAAAGCAAAACUCUUUUACAGCCCAACAAAAACUGUUUUGGGCUGAAAUAUCUGUAAUGUGAAUAGACAUGGCUAUGUGGGAUGUGAUGAUACAAAAACCUCACAAUUUUACAAUAUGGCAACAAGUCCAUCUAAAUAUUUUGAAAGAAAAAUAAAGGCAGUGUCUCAGAAAAAAAAAAGUUAUUUAUUCAGGCCCUGGUAUCUCAUGAAUCACACUUAUCUCUAGUGAGUGAGAUGCGCGUCUUGCUUGAGGCUCUACGUAACUUUAGCCUUUGUCUUAUUGGAGUGAACGAGUAAAAGUGUUUGACUUCAGUGUGGCUGUGAUGGAAAAUUACACUUAGGCUCUAGUAUGUUUACGUGCCCUCUAAACUACACAAAUUGUCCACAUGUCUUUGGCUGUAUGUACCCAGUUAUACAUUUUGUUAUCUCUUGAGCUCUUGCACCGUUGUGGGGAAGUGACGCUCUGAAGACUUCCUUUAGUCUUUCAUCAUAGCUGGAUUUUUUUCUUGCAUGUUCUUGAGUUCGUUCGGGUUGACGGUUUGUUAAGUAGCGUCUGGCAGUAUCUGCUUAAUGUUUUGGUUUGUCCGAAAGCUAAAUACUUCCACGUGCUCGUGCACCACAAUUUCAUAAUCUUCUGUGUUUUUGUCAUUGCCGCUGAUGUUGGUGUCCACCAUUUUCACCAUUUUGAUCUGACACAGCAAGCAGAGCUCAAAGGAUGACAGGCACACAUGGAACAAUGGUCUUUGUAGUUCCCACUACUCUCUGCUCUGCUCUGUUGUAGCUGACGUUAAAACUAAGUUGUACUCGUUUAUACCAUCACAUGUCCACAAAUGUAUCAAGACACUUUUGUUCUCACAAAUUUUGUUAAAUAAAAAAAGAGAAAAAAGGUUACAUUCCUUCUUUAAUGGUUUGGUUUUUAGAUCCUAUUUUGUAACUUUUUGUUUUCACAAUGUCUUGUGAAAUGUGAUGGCACAAAUGUGAUGUAUAAAAAAACAACUAUCACAGCAAUAUCUCAUUAUCUAAAAGAUUAUUGUGGCUGCUUUUUUCCUUCAGAUUAUAGAACCAUAAUAAUAAAGCUACAAGCACAAACACACAGCUAUAGUAACAUUGUUUUCACCAUUAUUGUGGUAAAGAGCUUCUAUGUGUGCACUUUUUAUUAAAACAUAGUCUUUUUUUAGAACUGCAAUCUAAGCUGGACCAUCAUGUAAAAAGAUGAAUGAUAUCCCAGCUCUCUGGAACUAUGCUGCAUGUUUUUCUCUUCGGUGGUAAGCUGUAUGUUGGUUUCAGCAUAUUAUGUGCCACAAUGAAUGCAAAAUCAGAGAGCGCAAAAGCAUUUUUAUGCAUAUGAGAUGUAAAGAAGGACGCAUCAUCUGUACAUAUGAGAGUUAAAUCCUAACUUAUGGCACAUAUGCUUUCUCCUAUUAUCCUCUGAGCUCCUGAUUAGCAUGCAGGAGACUUCUGCACCCUGCUUCUGUGAACAGAGAGGAGAAGGGAUUUCCUCAGCACCAGUCAAUAGCGCUACUGCAUCUCACGCUGACCUCUUUCAGAGAGUUUCCUCUCACACUCUCACACACACACAUACAGUUGGAGGAUGAGGUGAUAUAGGUACUGCACAACAGAGCAGCUGUUGUCUUGUUAUAUCAUGUGCAUUUGAUUUUUAUGACCCUCCUCUGUGUAUCAGAUGUGCCGGUUUGCUUGUGCAGAUGGUAUAAUAUAGUCCUACUUUGUGUAUAUAUAUCACACUUCUAGUUGUCUUUACAUGAAAAGCUUGCCAUGAGUGCGCAUGGCGAUGAAAAGAGAUGUUUCCAUUUAUGAUAAAUAAGCCCAUCGCUGUCACUCACAGAGGAGCUGGGGUGACUGACAGAGUGACAAGUCCCAUCCCUUCAGCUAUUUUUUCAUCUUGCUGCAUGCUUCAUGCUCUCCGUUUGCGAUGUUAUUUUCCUCUUAAAAUCUCACAGCUUUUCUCUCGAGCUUACCUAAUACUGAUUUAGUGGUCACUUUGUAAAGGCCAGUCCCUGUAACAAGCCAGUUAAGUUCACUGCUACCAUGUUGUAGACAUAAAUCUCAGCCUUGCUACCUGUAGGUGACAACAGAAAAUGGCUGAUCCUGUUUUAAAAAUAGAGCCUGGCUCAUUCGUGCCCCAUUUUAUAAUCUAUGUGCUCUGGAAAACUCCUCAUAGACACAGAGAGAGCGAGUAAUAGAGAGAAAGAGGCUGACAUGAGGAUGGUGUUGACAGGCAAGUUUUCACAGAAACAGAUUCUGUGCCUGUAAGGGUUUACACAUGGGUUUUGCUUCUUACUCUGAAUAUUGGGUGACCUCAUUCAGAGGUUAGUGUGCAUUUUUAAUGUCCUCACACACAACCAGUAUCAUUCUUUUACUCUGCGUCAGACAUCCAAAAUCAUUUUUGAAGUAUGUCAGAAUGAUCAGGAAAUGAUUCGUCAGAGAUGGAGUUUGAGGUGUAUUUUAAAUUGACUAAGUUUUACAUAGUACAGAUGAUUAAAUUUGAUGCAAUUUUUUGUUGUUUGUUGUGUUUCUUCCCCUACAGUUGGCUCUACAGAGAGUUUUGUCGCAAAAUUAAGUGAAAGGAAUGCAUAUUGUUUAACAUAAAACACAUGGCAGGAUAAUCUCUCUUCUGUUUCAGUUUAUAUUUUUCCCACACAGCAAAUUAUUUCAAAUAAAAGGAAAUUUUAAAUUCAAACAAGUUGAGUUGUCUGAUGGUUAAAAUAUAGAAAACAGUCAAAAUUGAGCAUGAAUUAUUCACCACAGCUUAACACUUUUCAAAGCCGUAUUGGGCUUAGCCUAUUUAAUUGCUGUUUAAAAUAGUUCAUCACACUCUUGAAUAAUGAAAUGCCGCUGUGUGGCUCUUUGGGAAGUGAAUUGUGAGCACAUUCGCAGGGAUUAAAGCAAAAAUAAAAGCGACUCAUAGGUGAACUGAAGAUUAGAAACAGGAGUAAAAGGUACACAUUUUCUCCCUUUCAGCAGUCGUGUAGAUAGAACAAUAAAAAGCAGAAUACACAGCAACGGAGGAGUACAGGGAGGCUUCUUCAAAUUUGCACUAUAAUACUUUCCACCACUCAAUUGGGAGACAGAGCACACUAAGCCGAUUAUAUGUAGCUCGUUAAAAAGUUGCAUAUCAGGAGGGUGGAAUCAUACAGUCCAGUUUUAAUGUGACAGAAUUUCCCCUGCAGUGAUCCCGGGUUGCUCAGUAGUGUACAAUGCAGUAUUAUUGGCAUUACCUUCUUCAUACUAAAUAUUAACAUGAAUGUUACUUUGUCAAUCUGCAGCACCAACAGAGGGGAAGAGAAACCUGUGUUGAUAUUAUAAAUCAUGAGUAUUUCGAGAUAUGUUGGGUUAUGGAGCUAUCUAAUUAUUUGUAGUAAUGUCAUACCCAAUGGUAUCCCAUAAGGCGUUUAUGUUCAUUGUUGUUUCAAGGUUUAUUUUCAUCAACAAAGCAAGCAGAAGCAGCAGAGUCUUCCCUCUUCCUGUCACUUAAAUUUCUUAACCUUAUCUUGAGAAACUUGUGGGGGACUCUGAUUCCAUGUGAUGCCAUGUUGGCUGUGUCAGUUCACAUGCAUAUACUACACUCCAGCCAACCAUUUUGCUCCUCCCUCUUGUACAGGAGUAAUCUUUGUGGCUGUCUCACACAGAUGUAUAAGUUUUAAAGAUGUUCAGAUGUUUGAUGUUGUAAUUUGUGUUUGAUAUUUUUACCAAUCAGACAGUUUCACCAACAACAUUUUUAUCUAUCAGUCAACUGCACAUAAAACAAGCCAAAAGCUAACACACAUAUAUAUACAGAUAAAUACAGGUAAAUACAGGUACUUUUUUGUUGUGGUGCAUGUACCUCAGUUUCUGGUGGCAGUGUAAUCUGUGUUUAAAUGAUUUUCUUUCGCUGCAGGUUUAAAACUCAACAUAAGUUUUGUUUUGGUCAACUUAAGCCUUCAAAAAAUUAAAAGCCACCAAAAUUAAGCACUAAUUUCAACACAUAAGGGAUCAUCAUUUAACCACAAGGGAUAACAAAAAAGUCAGAUAAGACUCAUAUCAGGAUGAACGCACCAGUAGUCGAGUCAGAAGGUUGGGAGAUGUGCACCUGGAUGUGCACAAGCUGUAGUGUCUUUGGGCAGGAGGCUAGACACUAAUGGCACCUUGAAUAGCAGCCCAGCCCCUAGUAGACUGUUGUGUGAAUGGGUGAAUGUAGUAUGUAAUGUCAAAGUGCUUGCAUGGUGAGACGACUAAUGAAGGUGCUACAUAAACAUCGUCCAUUUUCAAUGUACAUAAAUGCGUUCAUGACCCUCUUAUCAAGAGCACAUAUAAAUCAGAGUCCAAUCAAUACUUUCAAGACGAAAACAUGUAUUCAAACAUAUUGCCAACCACUCCUGUGCUCAAUAAAAGGGUUUCUUGAGCACCAACAGUGCUCUGGAUGAUUUUUAUAAACGUUUUGGCAUCACUUAAACUGUGAGGAUUUGGUUGCCGGCUGUCUUUGAUUGCCAAAGCUAAAAAAUCCACCAUUGAGGACGUUACUCAAAAUGAAAACUGGGACAACCUUUUUUGUAUCAAUCAAAGGUUUCAUCCCAGUUUUUCAAACAGUUUACAGCUCUCUCCUGAGACAGCACAGUUUAUAAGUGCCUUUAAUCCGUUAAAGAAAUGCAUGAAGGACAAUUGAAAAAGAAAUGCUUCAGUUGAUGAAGAAAUUUGAUUUUGUGUUUGAUAGCACGAAAGAGACAGAGCAACACAUGAGAAGGAGAAAAGGAGAAAAUGAGAGAUCUAUUGACAAAAAACGUCCUUUCUAUUCUUUCACGGGAGGGUUUGCAUUGGGAUGCAGGACACCGCCAGCCGAGAUUGCAUCGCUCUUUUAUCACAGGACAGGAUAAAAAGUGGACAUUAGAAAAAGCAGCUUAGAGAAUAAUUGGCCAGAGGAAGAGAAAAGAGAUGAAGUGCAGAAAUGUAAUGAUAAAGACGGACACUCUGCCGGGCAGCCAAUUAUGCACUUAGGGAAAGCAAAACCUUAUUCUUUCUGAUGGACUCAUGAUACACCUUGUACCUGCGCUCUCCUUCCAAAAAUGUCUCAGGGAUAUGUUUGAAGUAAGUCUCAUGAUGAUGAUGAUGAUGAUGACGAGGAUUCACACUGAAUCACCACUUUCUGUGUCCUUUCUUACCUUGAAAAUUUAAAAGCACAGUGAUUUAAGCGGUCACCUCUGUCACUGGAGGUCAAAGAGGGAAAGUCAACGGCUACAUUAUAAUGAUAGGGGUCUUCCAGCUGUCAGUCGACAUCAACACUACAGAGACAUGCGUCCAUGCACGUUAUAAUCCCCUCUGCUGUUGUCAUGCCAGCGUCAUGCCUCCCUGGGGCUAUCAUAAAGCUUUAGAGACAGACCAUACAUGUGAGCUGCUAGACAGAAUUAACUGCCAAUCUCAUCCUCUGGAAAGCCCUCUUAAUAAGCAUGUCUAUGCCCUUAUUGACUUAUGUAACAUGAUGUGUCAUAGAGCAUCCACAUCUGGCCCUGCAGCAGCAUCAGCAACAUGAUCUGCUGGUGGUUUGCACAUACAUACACACGUGCACGCACAGAUUAAGAGUGAGUGCGGAUGUAACGAGUCCUUGUUGUGAAUGAGCUUCAGAUUUAAUGUUGUCGUGUGCGUGGGUUGCUGCAGUGUUAAUGCAGAACGGUGGAAAAUGUGGUGGGAUUGCAGCAGCUGGGCAGAUUUCCCAGCUUCCCAUAGGUUACACUGGGAGCUGACGGGACAGUCAAUAGAUGCAGGGAAGCCUCUAUGACACUGUGACCCCUGCUGUCUAAACAGGGGACUGCAAAUAAUUGCAUGUCAAAGAUGUUUCGAAUUCGAGAAGCAGGAGCCACAUGUUCAGGGGCAUUAGUUCUCAUUUCAUGCUUGUGCAUGCAUGAUGAAAUGAAAGUAAACAAGAUAUUUAAUAUUAUUCAUGAAGUCAAUGUUAUUUUUAGUCAAAACUGUCAUCCCUGUUUUUAUAUUCUAAUUAUAUGCAGGGGGGAAAGGCACUGCAGUUUAGAGAACUCUGCCCUGCGAGUGUGUAUUAUUAGUACUUCAAUGUCCUUAUUUGGUGGUAAGUGUAAUCCCAGUGUAUGGUGGCAUAGAGAGUUAAGCCUCCUGAAGCAGGUGGAAUCGAUGUAAUCAGACACGAGGGAUGUGAAGGGAGGGAGGUGGUGUGUGUGGGCGGAGGGGAAAGGGGGGGUUGUUGGGUCGGAGCACUGCUCUGCAUCAUAAAAAGGUUCCUGCCAUCUUGGGGAUUCUCAGCACGGAUGCUACAUAUUACCUUUCGCGUCUGCUUUCAUUGAAAUUCAUUUUUGGCUUGAGACACAUGGAGGGGAAGCUACCCAAGUCCUCCCAAUAAGUCACGGUUGAGGAAAGAGGUUUUAUUUAAUUUCGGGUCCAAGCAGCCACCAUUUAGAUGGAAAUUUUCCGCCAUCACUCUUAAAAAUGAGCUACCCUCGAUGAAUUCUCAACCAUUAUUCAUCUUUUGCAGGUAAAUCUGGUGGUUUGAGUGGUAUCCUCAGUCAAUAACUCAGUGCAGUCUCUUCACUUCCUGGGGCAAAGAGGUUACCUCCAGGUUAGGGACGGAGAUAAAUUUAGCAACAUACUCCUAUCAUUUAGGACAAGCUUUAUCAACUCAGAAUUUGGUAGUACCUUGAGUUUUGCACUUGGGACGCAAUUAAUGACUACUUUGAUGGGAAAGCCGUAAUGUAUUACUCCAGGUGUUUAUUUUGACUAUGAGUACAGUUCUACUUUGUCAGUGUGAAUGACCAAAUUCAGUAAAAGACAAAACAACAUGUAAGUGCUGUGAAAGGGUCAUCCUCGGUAUGACAGUGCAGCUACUGCAUCUGCUUAAUGUCAUGAUUUCAGUUAAAAAUGGCAAAGUCCCCAAUGAGUUUCAUCAUCAGAAAAUGGUGUCCUAAUCUUGUAAAACAGCUAAACACCUCAACAAGAAGCAUCAUCAGGCUUUUGUAUCCUAGGGACUCUUGGCACUAGAUCGCAUCACACCCUUAUCUGUUACUACAAGUAAAUUAAUUGUGCAAUUACUUACAGGCUUUUAUUGAGCGAUAAGACACCUUUAGAUGUGUCUCUUAAAUAUACCACCAAUCCAAGCCAUGUUUUCUAAUGGCUUUAAACAUGACUAGUAUUAAUGCAGAAUGGAUGAUUUUGUUUUAUUAUGUAGUGUGGUAACUAACCUGAACUUGACAUCAAAGUAAUAUCUCAGCUCAGUCACAAUCAUAGACUGUAAUAACUAUGGACAACAUGGCUCUGUCUUCCGCCAGUAUACGAAUCUGAAGCCAAAAAGUUCUCUAUAUUUCUGGGUUUUUUCUCCACUUCCUGAAACCAACAUUGCACAGUAACAUUGUACACAUUCGGUGGGGGAGUUGCCGAGAGUCGCUUUGAUGACGCUCGGCUCAAACAGCAUAUCCCCAGGCCAGCUACGCAAUCUUCGUACGUCCAUUAGCUGUAUCAGGUGUCAAUCAUAGAAAACAUGAACCCCCUAAUGACAUUUAAAAAUGGAGCUGCACAGAAAAAAGAGGACUUGAUCACAAACCAGUCAUACAGUAACUACAUGUCAACAUCACAAGCAGAGGGGAGAAAAAUUUAUAUUCUGUGUAAUAAAUUUCCAAAGUUUGUCCACAGCGCCAUAGGGAUUGCUGGAGGAGGCGGGAUUUAUGACCUAUACUGCAGCCCAUCAACAGAGGGUGCUGUUUUUGGAGUUGCUUCACCCAGCUAGGAGGCAGACGCUGUCCAUUCUUUAUACAGUCUAUAGUCACAAUCAAUGGCAUCAAAGAUUCACAGGUUGUAAUUUUAGGCCGCUUCAUUUAGUGCUAAUGUAAAUGUUCUUCCUUAAGCUGUGUCACCCUGCAGCAGUCCGUAAUGGACUGGCCCUAGGUCUUGCUACAAACAAGCAGCUGCCGGAGGAGUGUAGGUGAGUUGUGUUUGGGCUCUAUGCUAAAGAAACCAGGCAAAGCUAAAAAGAUGUUUGAUGGCUAGUACUAUGGCUGGGACCCUAUAUGUACUGUUGAUGAAGUUAGGUGCUGUCAUGAGCAUCAUUUGUGGCUAUAGAGUGGCUUUUUGGUUGAGGUUUGUUUAUGGCUCCUCAGACCGCUGUGUAUUGCUAUCCUGGGGUCGUUACUAAAGUUGGUGUAACUUGAGAAGCAAGCAGUCUGCAACAUUCAUCUCUCGAGGGGGUGUCUAACUCGUUGUUAUGGUGUGUUUGACCAUAAAAUAAUUCUAUGCUGGAAUAUCCCUUUGAUGGAGGAGACUUAAUUUGUCUGUGCUUAUUUUGUAAAAAAAUUGGCUUCUUUGUUGCAAAAUUUUGAGUAAUAAAGUGGCCAUCAUAAGAAAAUAUUAUUAUUAUUUUUUUAUUUUUUUAUUUUUUUAUUUAUUUAUUUUGGGGAGGGGGGGGGGUCCGUCUGAAUAAGAUUUUAAGGGCAUUUACUUCAUCCUCAUGCCGGCUCUCUGUGUAAUUUCUGUCCCUCAGACCUUUGGAGAGUUCUUGAAUGAAACGCAGAAGAUGUGGCUUCUAUCAUUAGGCUUCUUUCAGGGGAAUGAUUAUGAAGGGUAAUUAUAGGAUGACUAGGGAGAGGGGUUAUCACUGGUGUCAUUGCAGAGGUUGAGCUGAAGGGUACUUUGUUGGACUGAUGGCUUCUCUUUCCCGAGGGACAUGAGAGUCUGAUAGCGGGGUGCUUGCGACUUAAGCUCUCGUCAGGCCUGCAUUCACGCUUCAGUCCUCAGGGGAGAUGCAAAGACGCUGUCUCUUCUUAAUCUCCCUUAUUACCCAGCAACCUCUCUGUCCUCUCCCAGUGAUCUUGGGCUCCCUUUCCUGUUUCUCUUACCUGUCCCCCGCACUUCCCAGCCCUCUUGCUCUCCAGCCUGAUUAAUAAUGAAUGAAGCAGAUCAUCUAUCGAUCCUAUCCUUUUUGUGUUAGCACAGCAGAAGACAUCAAACCUGUCAGAGGGUCUCAAAAUAGCCCUGUGAUACGGUGGGGAUAGUGGGAGAAUUUGUUGGGUUAAGGGUGGGGGCUUGUUGUGUUUAUGGUCAGCAGUUAAAAGAGCAUAAACUGUGGCAGAGCAGUGGAGGAGGAGUGGAUGGAGAAAGGGCACAGAGUCCUGAAUUGCCUUCUCAGCUUCUCGGCUGAAGGAGAAAGGUGAUGAUCUGUGAUAAGUGUGAAACUGGAGGUCUCUUAUACCUUCUCAAUCUACUUUUGGCUCCAUAUUAAAGCUCGUCUUUGCCAAGUUGUGAUCCUUCAGCCCUCUUCUGUCGUCCAGAGUCUCAGAGAAAUUCUCCACUCAGCCAUUUCUGCCCUGCUGCUCUCACUUAAUCAAUCCGGCAGAUUGGCUGUGCUCUCUGACAGGGGAAGGACCCUGUCAAGACCCUGACGGAGACUAAAAGAGAUGUAUAUCUGUCACUUUUGGUUAAUAUCAGCGGUCAACAUUAUGCAGGGUUCAGUAGUCCUUAUGUUGAGGACACAGACGGAAGAGAAGUGCAGCUGGAACAUGAUCAUUUACAGCCUGGGUAUACGACUGGAUAAGGUCCAAGUUUAGCUAAUUUGAUUCUGAAAUGUCCAUUUAGAUUAAACCAGUCACAGACAAGUGACAGGAUAUGAGAGCAACUUAUUUUAAAGGGCUAACUCUCUUCUGGGGGACUGAAGGGGGAUGAAUGUUACUUUUCAUUUUACAUGAACAAUAGAACUUCAAACAACUAAAAAAGAAAAGAAAAACUUAAAAUUAAGUGGCGCCCAAUCUUUUCAGCCUGUGACAGCACCCUCCUUUAACAGCCCUUACUCACAUAUCUUUGAUGAUUUUGAGUUAUGAGGAGUUCCACAUUACAGUCUAAUUCCCUUUUAAAUAAGCUGACUGAUGAAAAGUCUGUGUUCUACCAAAACACAUAUUGUUAGAAAAUGUUAGAAGUUGAGACAAUAUGCUUAUUUACCUCUAGAUUAUCAACCUCGUUGAGCAAAUCUAUAAAUUUGAUAGUAAUUCAAGUACAUUUGUAACACAAAUAUUUGAUGUUUAUAAUUCUUAACAGGGACAUGUGCACACACACACACACACACACACACACACACAAAAGGCUUUUUUAAAUAACUAAAUAAAUAUAUAUAUCUGGAAUGACUACUUACCUAACUUUUUAUUUACCCUCACCCUAACCCUAAACCUAUGGCCAAACACACCGUAACACAGUCGCUUGUUUGAGACGGAGCCUUAAAGAGUCCAUCACCGAGUGCAACGGAUCAUUUCCAUGAAGUAAUAAUCAUUCUAACAAUCAUUUUGCACUGCAGACGCGGUAGUCCUUCUGCCUUAGCGUCUCGGCCUAAUUGCAUUUCCAUGAAGUAAUAAUAAUAAAUGUUCUUCCUUGAGCUGCGUAACUCUGCUGCACAUGGUUAUCGACCCGUAAGGGCCACGUCCCAAACAAGUGGCUGCUGUAAGAGAGUGGGUGAGUUGUGUUUAGUCUCUUUGCUUAAGAAAUCAGGCAAAGCUAAAAGAUGUUCGAUGGCUAGUACCAUGGCUGGGACCCUAUAUGUACUGUUGAUGAAGUGAGGUGCUGUUCUGAGCAUUAUUUGUGGUGAUAGAGUGGCUUUUUGUUUGAGGUUUACACGUGGAGACAUAGACCGCUGUGUAUUGCUGUUGUACGAUCGUUGCUGAAGUUGGUGUAACUAGAGAAGCAAGCAGUCAGCAACAUUCAUCCCUCGCGGGGGUGUCUAACUCAGUGUUACGGUGUGCUUGACAAUAACUUAAAUAUACGUCAGAAUGUCCCUUUAACUGGCUGGAAAACAACCUUAAAUUUCCUACUUAUACCUCUAUAUGUACAAAAGCAAUACAGAACACCAGUUAAAAGACUGAUGGUAUCUUUGUUGUUACAAUGUUAUAAUGUCAUUUAGCAGACCCCUUUAUCCAAAGUGACGUUAAUUCAAGAAACGUAUAUUGUUAUUCCAAAUGUCCAACCAAGAGCAUAACAGCAUGCAAACAGUAGGAGCCUUUGAUCGUAUUUCACAAAUAGCAGUACAGCAGACAGUUAAAAAAAAAAGCCGGACAAGGUUUUUAGAAAAUACUAUAAACAUGUAUGCAAACAGUAUCUGCAAAAAGACAGGGGCAGCCAAAAUCAACACGAAGACGCAGCUCAAAGGUGCCGUCUAAUUCUUCAUCAAAUACAGAGUAAUAGAAAAAUGCCCUCUUGAGAUCCACUGAACUUAUGGCACAUGCAGCCAUAAUACACGGUAGUUUAAUGUAAUUGCAUAAUUCACAAAUCAUAAUUACAGAUCCUAGUUUUGGGGAUUUUGUUGAUAAAUGCCGGACUAAAUAUUUAUUUCUGCCCAAAAACAUCAAUUACAGACUGACAAGUCAGAUAUGUGAUCUUGGGAAACUUUUGAAGCAGUCACUGCUGCAUGUCAGGGUUAGUUAUUAAUAUGCAGUGAACUUCAUGUGUACUUAUAUCUAUGUAUUAUGAAUGUAAAGUAUACAUAGAUUAAAUCUGUUAUUGUAUCCACGUAGGUGUCAGUGUUUCGUUGCUUUUAUCUUCUUUGCUCUCUUCCUUUGGGAAUUCGUUAUGUGUGGCAUGCUGUAGAUGUUAAUGAUAUUUCUCCAUGUAGAGAAUGCUUCCUUGUCUCAGUGGUCCCAAAGGGAUAUGAUGUUCAUGCUUUCAAAGACCAGAUGUAAUUCUAUCUAUCCUUCCCUCAGGAAAAGUCACCUAAUUAAUGUAUCUCAAUGUUGUGUCCAUGCAUUUUCCCCCCAGUUUUCAGAUUACACAAUUAUACAGAUUACUCUCUCCCAUUUUCCAUGCUUCUUUUUAGGAGAACUUCACUCCAGAGUGUAAGUUCAAGGAGAGUGUAUUUGAGAACUACUACGUUACAUACUCCUCCAUGCUCUAUCGUCAGACCCAGUCUGGCCGCUCCUGGUAUAUUGGUAUCAACCGUGAUGGCCAAAUUAUGAAGGGCAACCGGGUCAAGAAGACCAAAGGAGCAGCACACUUCCUGCCUAAAGUUAUAGAAGGUUUGUGUCGUUAAUUUCAGCAACUGAAAAUCCAAAUGCAAAAUUGUAUUCUGACUAUAUAGUCAAGGGUCUUAUCAUUGCAUUAAUGUAUACUGCAUCAAAUGUAUUAAAAAGUACUACCAAAUCAGGAUUCCAAAUUUCAUCAUUCAUGUUUCUAAACAAAAUUUGAAUCAGAUUUGGGGUUUCUGAUGGUUUUGUAAAUAAAUCUAUAUAUUUGAUAUGAACACUCUUGAAUUGGUUGCAAAAAGAGCAGUCACACUGCACUGCCUUUUAAAACUCAACAGAAAAGUACUGAGCCAACUGGAGUGGAGAUUACAGAUCUGUUGUCACUGUUUACUUUUGGUUGCAGGUAUGAAAUACAACUCAUUAUAUCUUGAUAUCUUUUGAUUGUUGUUGUUUAUUGUUCCAGAGGUUGUUUGGUUCCUGAACAUCAUUAAGCCAGCCUUUAAUUAGCGUUGCAUCAAAAGUAGGGAUAUACACAUUUGAUCUACACAAUAUUGGCAAAGGCAGAUAACUUAAAAGGUGUAUUAUUGGUAUCAACAAAUAUAACAUUCCUGUCAAUAUGUGCCUAUGGUAUCACACAUAAUUAAUCUUGUGUGAUAUGAUAGCAUAUCACUCACAGAAUAAUGAUUUCAAAUGGUCACAAUUUUGGAUAUACAGGAUAUUUUAGUGCUGUUUGAGAUGCAGGAUGUCAAUCAGUGGUGAAUGGCCACACCCAGACAGUCUUAUGGGGCGUUCACACGAAGCGCAAGUAAAACCAUCUACCCGCUUAAUUUGCGCGAAUCUAGACACGUGAAUGUAUAGUAUUUACGCGCUUUAUUCGCGUGUCAACAGUAAUUUCAAUGGUAAUCUGACCUCCUCACUCACUUGCCUCAAGGUGAGCUCUUUUUUUAUUCUGGUUUCGGUAAUUGAAAGAAAGGGUAUAUAAUCCGGGGCACCCACACACAGACAUGAUCAGUUUGUCCUCCAUUUUAGAUACCAGUGAACAACCGUCUGUUUUCAUACAUCACCCGGCAACCUUCGUGCUGAUUAGUUAUUGAGACGCGAAUAUCCGCUCAAAUUGAGAUCUGCCCAAUUCGCACCGCCAGAGUAGUAGGAGCGUCUAAUAGCAUCUUUGCAUUAACUUAACAUGUAAUUCAAUGAUUUUACUUGUGCUUGGUGUGUGGAGACAGUUAAACAGGUAUCUAAACCAAUAUAACAAGCUUUGAAUAUGUUGUCUCAGAGACUGAAGGUUAAUUUUAUCUCUUGUUGUUGUGAUACUUCAUGAGACUCAGGAUGCUUGUAGUAUCUUGUAACAAUUACUGACCAACUGCUUCUGUCAUUUUCACACAGUUGCAAUGUACAAGGAGCCAUCGCUACACGAGCUCACCAGUGAGCCAGUGAGUCCUCCUCGAAAAACAGUGAAGACGUCCGAUUCUCCAACCCUGAAGAAUGGACGGAAAGAAGCUCCCAAAGCUGAAGCCUCAUAGCACAGGAGACUGAGGGUGGGACACAGGGCCGCAGGGACACUGGGAACACAGUCGCCCAAAAUGCCUUGAGGGUGGUUGAGAAAAUGGCCCUCAUUGGCCGCCAUAUUUAAGCGGUGCACUACAAGAUGCUGAGGCAUGAAGGGUCAGCAGUCCAUCAGCAGCCAAUAAGGCCUCAGAAGAGAGUCCCCCCCUCAUCUGUCACGACAGAAAGAAAGACCAGGGUCCAGGCCGGAACCACUACAGACUCCCCCUUCAACUGUUUGUCUCUCUCUCUCUCUCUCUCUCCCCUGUGACUUUCUAAAACACAGUCUCCUUCAUUUCUCUGUCAUGCUUAAAGCUUCUUUGUUCCACUGACAAUAUGCGUACCCACUGUCUGAUCUAUUCUACUGUAUAUUCACCACUCACUCAUUCCCAGCGCUGACUCGGCAUCGUAAUCCCCACCCCCCCGGGCUCCUUCUUUUGAGACCUAAAGUUGGUGACAGUGUGGCUCAGCCAGCUUUCCACCUACCAUCUGCCGAGCGGCUAAGCUAAUCGCCAAGGUCAACCAAAGCUCAAAGUGAGAUGAAACAGCUCAGAGAGGAAAGAUAGCCGCUGGGAUCCUGGGUCAGGCCAGGUCAGCCGAGCAUGGAGAGCAUAAGAGAAAGUGUGUGGAUAAAUAUAAUCUAAAAGGAAUAUCCGACUGAAAAAUAAUAGCAAUUAUUUUGGUUUUCUUCUAUUUUGCUCUGUUUUCUUUUUGGUGUGAAUAUAGCAUGGAUUUUGAUGACAAGAAUUGCAAUGCACCAUAUGACAAUUCUAUAGAAGACAACUAAGAUGACAUUGGUACCCAAAAGACAAGAUCAAAUAAUAACAAAGUGGUGAUGAUAAUGUCAAAAAGAUGGGGACUGUCAUUGUAGGGUAGUGAUGAUAAAAAGAGCAGGAUUCCUAAAUUGCUUCAAAAAGUUGAUCAAGCUUAUAAUAGAGAUCCUGCUUCAAUAGUGACAUAUAAAACAAAAGGGAAUGAAAAAAAGAAAAGAAAAAGAAAACAAAUAUUCUUCCUGGAAAGAUGAGCCAUACAACAGCCAUAUAGCAGCAUAUUAGAAGCUAGAGUCUGACUCCAGACUCUUGUGAAAGCAAUAUUAGUAUCUACAAGCCAGAAGAAAAUAAGUGAAUGAAUGAGAGAGACUUCCACCCUCUCUACAGCCUCUCUCUUCUCUAUCAGGCAACAACUUAUUAUAUUGCACUAGCUCAUUGGAGGCUACAAAUGAACAACUGUGUAGUGUUUUAAAUCCUCGGGUGUAUCUGAACUCAGUCACCUGGAAAAGGAGCCGUAGUGUGUACUUCACUCAGCAUCUGCUGUCAGCACAAAGCCAGGUUUGAAGGCAAACAUCAAAGCUAGAGGAGCCUCUGAGCUGCAGCACUUGUUAUUCUGAGGAUGUCUGGCAGCUUAUCCACUCGCUAGCUUUAUCACAUCACCUUGGAAGAAUCGCCCCCAAAAAAUUGAGUCGUCUGAGUGAAUGUCGUGGUGUGAUUGUGUUUUAACCCCUGUGUGUGUGGGUGUCAUGUACAGAUGUAAGGUUACAUUGUUUGUGUGUGUGUGUGUGUGUGUGUGUGUGUGUGUGUGUGUGUGUGUGUGUGUGUGUGUGUGUGUGUGUGUACCCCUGUAGAGGUGGAUGGAUACAGAUACUGUGGGUAACCUCUAACACGUCCUUUAGACAGGACACAAUGGUGCGUCUUUGAUAUGUCUGUGCCUGUGAAAAGGAGAUACUUGGGGAAAGUCCACAAUUUAAACCUGUUGUACUGGUUUAGGAGAGUCUGAAUAAGGGCUUUGUAUAGGCAAGAAUUUUCUGAUACGAUACAUAUCACAAUAGAUAGAAUAUGUUUCAAAAUAUUGUUGUAUUGUAAGCAAGAUGAACGACUGUAUCCUAUAUGGCUCUGCCUGUUUUACUAGCCAUCCUUUCUGCUGUCCAAUGUGCUAACGUUUGCUAUAUAAGUUUGUUAUUAAUCCCCUUUCUUUAGUGUUACGCUAGAGUAGAACAGUGUAGUAGCUAAAGAUGGUUUACAACACUGCCACCUAGUGGUUGAGAGUUGAAAAGAAUUAGAAAAGUAACUGCUGCUGUGACUCUUUGGUUUAAAACAGAUACAUUUUUUCCUAUAUGAUUCAAAGUAUGAAAUUUAGACAUUUUUACACCCCAUUUUCGGAUAAAUUUCAAAACAGCAUAUAGAUAUAAAAGGUACAAGGAGUCAGGACCAACCAGUAGUAUUUCAUUUACUCAGUGUUUAGAUGAAACCUUUUAUUGUUUUGACUUGCACUGGGUUUCUAAAUCAGGGAAAUGUUACAUAAAUAUAUGCAACGGCCUGAUGGGAAGUUGAGUCUUCUACAUGAGAGCUGCAGGGAUUUUGGUUGUUGUCAUGUCAAUGCUUGCUGCUACUGGACGCUGUCUGCUUUUGUGACCUACUGUGGGGGGAAAAAAUGUCACCACUAUGUUCAGUCAAACUGGAUGUGCAUGGAUAUGACCAACAAAACACGUCAUAAGCCAUGUCAGGAUGAGAAAUGCUUGGAGAUAUGGAAGGCAAAUAGUACGAAUGCUCAUAAUAUGGCAGCUUCAAGUCAUGAAAUAUUUCUAGGAGAUUCAAAUGGCUGGUAUGGUGUCUAAUUUUAAUGGUGAAAUAAUGCGCAGAGGGUGACAGAAUGUGAAACAGAGGCUUUAAGAAUGUGCUCUAUUGACGGUAAAAGUAAGUCUGAAAUAGGGUAUUGAAUUGUAAAGAGGUCAGCACAUGGAGGCAGUUGUUUGGAGAGAGUGAAGGAUUAGCAGGUGUAUUCUUGAGGAAUGUUGAUAAGGAAUUUCUGCAGGAAAGUAAGCAAAAUUCUUGGCAGGGUUUUAUGUGGUGUGUGGAUAUGAUAAUUGACGUGAAACAAAGAGGCAUGUAAGGCACUGUGCACGAUUUAUGACAGGGGGUCUAUGGAGGAAAUUAGUUGGGAGGGCUUUGCAUUCUUCCACCAAGUCUUUAAUUUUCUGCACUUUUCCAGAGGGAGUAUCACUCAGUUCACAUUUGGAUAUUUUGUCCUUGUAGCACACUUUGCAUUGCAGACCUACAAAUGCUCCCUGUCCCAGGUGAAUUUUGGCACAGCCUAAGUAUGAUGUCUCACUGAGCAAUACCAACUACUGUAUGAUAUCAAAGUGUGCACAGCAGGUAGUGUACAAUCCUGGGCUUAUUUUAGCUGUCAGGAAGAAUUCAAACAGGUUUUUUUAGUAUUUGUAGAUCCCAUCUGGGGUUUUCCUGUGGCAGCUCACAGAACAAAGUUUAUCCUGAGUCUAUUGUCUAAAAGUAAAGCACUGAGGAGGUGCAAAGCAGUACUCACUAAAAUGAAACAAAUGAAUCUUUUUCUCUUGGGUCACAGAUGCUAUUGACCUUUAUUGUUGGUGAUUUUUUUUUUUUUUGUGAUACCCCACCUUUCUACAAUAAUUGACUGAAUUGGGGUAAAUGCUUGUUUCAUUCAAGUGUCUUGUCACAAAGCAGAAGAUUCAAUAUUGGGAGUAUUUUCACUUAAACUCUGAAUAUCAAUAGGGAGUGGUUUUUGAUGUUUUUUUUAACAAUUCAUAAAAUGAUUAGGAAAGACAUUUUGCUCUACAUUGAAAGAGCAUAGAAAGUAGGUAUGACUUUAAAAAGUCUGCCAUGACUCAGAUGUCACCAAAUCACUUUAUCCGCUUAACAUCAUAAAGAUCCAAAUCCCUCAUAGACACUCUUCUAAAAAAGUGACCGGUCCUUUCUUACUAUGAUUAUUCUGAAAAUGCUACUGCAAGUUGUCGGACUGUUAUACUGCAUGUACCAGGAGAUGGAGAAAAGAAUGUAAAUAAGACAGAUGCUGAACCAGAAGUGGAGAAAGAAGAGGAAUGUAGGUUAGGAUGACGUUAAGAGAACAGCAAGUUGAUGAAUGUUAAGUGUCGUAGAUGUAGAUGUUCAGGGUCAAGUAAGUGCAAUGUCGGAAUGGGAAGUAAAGGACUUAGAUCAGGAUUCUGCUACUGAAUGUAAAAGUUAUGGGUGGAAAAAGGUUGUGAGACUUAAUGAGAAAAGCUAAACAUAAACUAAGUCAGAAAACGAAGUCAGAAAGUGUUGUGUUUUGUUGAAAAUAAAAACACCAAUGCAGUUUGUGUGCCCACGCAUGAGAGAUUUUAAAUCAUAAUCCCUUUCCUACAGCAUCACUUUAACCACAGCCCACAGUAUAUACAGCCCAUUAACUUUCUUUUCCACGCUGAGUUUCCUGUGUAGGUGUAUACGGUGUGUUUAUAAAGGUCUGUGUGUGUGUGUGUGCAUCUAUGAUUAAGAGUAAGGUAAGACAAGACACAGAGGAGAGGGGAAAAAGUAAAGGGCAUGAGAUUGAAACAAUGAUCGAUAGGCUCAAUAAACCACAAACGAGAGAACAGCCACCCUGUGAUGGGUGCAAAAAUUUCCCCAAGGUCUGCCAGAGACAGCCAAAUCCAUUAGCUCAUAAUGAACUCAGAGGGCUGCUCUUUGAUUCCUACCUGUGAACUCAACAAACAACCCAGAACAGAAGUAAGACUUUUUCCUCAGGCCCAACGGUGUGAGCAUCAGCAGCCGCACAAACCUCUGCAAAAUACCUGCUGAAAAAAACUAAGUACAGGGGAAUAACAUCCAGAGAACUGGCCCAUGAGUUAGCUGGACAACUGGGACUAUGUUGCACCUUACAAGCACCAGCUAUUCUUCCAAACGUCAGAGGUUCACUCACUGUCUAAGCUUGUUUUUAAGAGAUCACAACAAACAGGGAAUCCCUCUACAUAAGAGUGUAUGGGAGUAAGAGGCAAUAAUUAAAAUAAAUACAACACAGCUACGUCAUCAUCACCUUGGGUGUUAAAGCAGUGCAAUACAGAUUUAAAGAUUUUAUUAACUUGGCUGUUGAAACAGUCGAGUAGAGAUUUUUAAAGUUGUAUCACCCUUUACAGCUGUAACAAACAUCAAGGGAGCCUUUUAAGAACAAAUAUUCACAGUCAUGGUGAAUCGAAACAAACACAGUGUUUCUAAUACAACAACAUCACUGUGUUCAAAAAACUGGAUGGCAAUAACACAAGACCAUUCUCAGCUGUGCUUCUUUUGAUUAUGAUUUUUUUUUGUACCAUUGUUUUUUUAUUGUUGUAUUUUAUUUCUUUUUUUUUUUCUUUUGUCCUUUUGUUAAUACCUCAAAAAAAUGUCCCUACUUGAUGGAAGACAUGUGAUUAAAGAGAAUCUAGGCAUUAUCUUCAUUGUAAUGUUGGUGAAACUGUUAGUAUACAUGGCUCCAAAUACCGAAAUUUCUUCACUGUGUUUAAAAUAAUUUGCAUACCAUACCAUGAAAUCUGUCAAUCACCAUUAAAAUCUAUGUACAAAUGGCUCCCUCUAAUGGAAAAACUUGGUCCUCAGACACCAUUAAUUAGAAGCUUAAAAGAAAUGAUGCUGUAGCUUUCACAGCAUCCCUCCAAUCACACUAAAAGCUGCGGAGAUUUAAUACUAAUAUCUUCACAUCAAACUUUAAUGCACUGCUGUAUUGUUGGAUAUCGCAAAAUCUGACCCUUUAUUGUUUAAAUAUUUCUAAUAGCAUACAAUCACAUACGCACAAUAGCUUCAUUAUUGGUUAUGAAACAUGCCCAUGUGUAGCAGCUCUUUAGACAAAUUGUGAGCUCAUGUUGAUUUAGUACAAAAUUACAAACAAAGCAGUCACAGUGAGUUUCUCACGGUACCCCACAGUGUUCUUUGCUUGAGAAAUGCAGUAUAACCAGUGUUAAAUCAGAUUAACAUUGCAGUUUUUAGCAUUGAGCAAAGUAGUUCUUGAUUCCUGAACUACACAGAAGUUUUUUGGUGCUGUUUAUGGCCCCUGAAUCAUUAAAAAAAGACACAAAUCAGUCUCUGAUGACAGUACAAAAUAGAUGUGUGCCACUCUCACUGUUUCUAUGUAUGAAAUAUUGAAAGCAUGAUUCUUCAAAUGGUUGAGCCUUGGAAGCAAGACUGAGUUUAAGUGCAGCUAUUUCAAUAAUCACUCUUGUUAAAGGGUACGACCCAGACACCAUUUAUGCUGUUGUUGUUUUUUUCCAAGUAUUUUUGCUGCUGUAGCAUCAGGACUGUCAUGUUAAAGUAGGCAGCCUCUCUAAGGAAUGAAGAAAUGUGAAGGAUGUAAUGUGUCAACUUUGUUCUCUGUAAAAUGUAGCAGCAUGCUUCUAGACAACAAAACCUGUCUGGAUGGCCUAAAUGUGAGGAAUGCUGCCAGUUUACAUGUAUGUUUUUGUCAAUAAUACAAAUAGUGUGUAUCUAAUGUACUAUGUCAGGCCUAUUUUUUUCCAGAAAUAUAUUUAAACAGUCAGUGUUGAUAUUUUCUCUUGGUCUUUUGUUGUUCUACUUUGUCAUGUUUUAUUUCUAAUGCAAAACCCUCAGAGGAAGGAAGAAUCGUUGUUGAUCCCCAAAUAUUUCCUCCUAUUUGCUGUAUUUUUGUCUUUGGUCUGCACUGUUGUAUCCACACUGAUGUGUCCCCGAAGUGAACUUCAACCAAACUGAAUCCCACUGUGCGCCUGAGUUGUGUGUUUGUGAAAGAUGCAAUGUAUUCAUGGGAAACCAGCAGGAAAACAACUCCUAAAGCCAACAUGUGUCCUGCCAAACAUAGCAAAGUGACCUUGUUGGUGUGGGAGUUACGGUCACGCGAGUCUUCCAGAAAGUCCCUACAACUUGUCUCUCCUACUCUUGUGAACUUCCAAUCUUUUUUGUCUUCCGAAAAGACUAACAAUAAUAAAAAAAAAAAGGUAAAAGAAAAAAGCCAUAAGUAAAAAUGAGCCUUGGCACUGAUCAGCCUCAAAGAGCCUGAAUCCUCAGACAUUUUCUGAGUGUUACCUGGAAUGUUGAAAAACGUUGGACUCCUUACAAGAGCCACAGCAUGUGGCAGGAAUGGACUGGCUUUUUUGAUCACUUUGAGGAGCAGCAAACAGGAAUUAAGACCAGCAAUAUGCAAUGGGAGCUACCAGCUUGCAUUCAAGGAAGAAAAACAAAUCCAAAAUGCUAACAAACUACAAUCAGGAUUUGCAGGCUACAAGGCAACCCGUGGUCCGCAAUAAUAACUGCAAACUGUCUUGACUGACAUGGGUAUUUUUCUUUUGCAAAGCAUGCAUAUGUCACUGUUGUUUGGCUCAUAAGGGAUGACUCCCUCUCAGUAUCUACAGACACAAGCCCUUGAUUCAACCUGUCUCCAUGUUUGCCAUCAGAUCUGUGUACAUUUCUACAAUUACUCCUACAUGAAUUGAAAGGAGUUGUCUUAUUAUGGAAUAUUAUUCAAUAAAAUAACAUAUAUUUGUAUGAUUGUAA
This is a messenger RNA of Xyrichtys novacula (pearly razorfish), 57062 nucleotides long. The record is from the annotation of a GenBank genome assembly. NCBI's taxonomy places the organism in Eukaryota, Metazoa, Chordata, Actinopteri, Labriformes, Labridae.